Xyrichtys novacula (pearly razorfish) is the source of this 70777-nucleotide messenger RNA. The record is from the annotation of a GenBank genome assembly. NCBI's taxonomy places the organism in Eukaryota, Metazoa, Chordata, Actinopteri, Labriformes, Labridae.
AUGGACACCAUCGUCGAAAAGCUGCCGCCCGGAAUUAUGAAAAUUUACAGUAAGUUUGUACGUCUUACCGCGCCACCUACGAGUUGAUGCUGUAAAUGUUUGGACGAAUCUGAGGCACUCCAAUCUUAAGUUCUUUGUAAACUCAAUAUGAGAUGAGGAGAGGCUGGUGUGUUUUUUGCGACUCAAACGUUCACAGCUGACACAGUUAAAGACUUAACUUAUUAAAAUGAGACUCAGGUUUCACACAAAGACUGUAUUUGCCAUUUUCAGUCUAUAGUUUCACCCCAGUCAGGCCAAUAAACCUCAGAAAAUAGAAAACUUGGUGAAUCCCGCCAACAGGAAAGCUGCCUCAGGGACCAACAAAGCUCUCACUGCCCCGUGAUUGUCAACCAUGUUUGGAUAUCGUGUAUCCUGUUGUAGUAACCAGGCAAUGUGACAAAAAGUGGUUGAUCAAGUUUGACUUGCACUUUUUACUGCAGAAAGAUUGCUGUUGCUGCCUCUCUCCCAUCGUGCUCAUUCUGUCCUUCAGCUUUUCAGACAUACACCCACCUCCCCCUGCCUUUCUCCCUCCACCUUUUACCACUGAUCUACAACAUCCUCCUGCUCCUUAAUUUUGUUGCACAUAUAAAUCUCAGCUGUAAAGUUAAAGCUGUUUGAGGAGAGGGGAAGUGCCCAUGCUAAGAAAAGUAAGAAGUAAGCAGGCGGCUGCAGUCAUCAUUCAGCCUAGAUUAUCAUAUUUUUAGCUCUAACUGUAACUGAAGUUGGAAUUUGAUUGAUCGCCCUGCGUUAGUUGAGCAUAAUAAGAAAAACCAAGAAAGCGUGCGAUCAUGCCAGGAGGAGCUUCCGACUCUUCAAUGAACUCCUGGAGGCCAUAAAGUCCUCAACAAGUCUUUACAGUAAUUUCAAAUGGCUGAAAAACCUGGCAGAUAAUCUGAAUUUUUUUCCUCUCCUAUGCUGUGCAUUUCUUUUCACCCAUGAGUGCUUUGUUUUAUAUACUAUAAGUUCUGACGAGUAGCGCCCAACAGCAUGUUUUACCUUGACUCGUAAUUGUUUCACUGCAUAUAUACCCACCUGUACUCCCUUAGACCCAGAUGCACGCUGUGGCUUUUCCUGUGUACAUAUUGCAUAGCUUGUGUAAGUGUCUCAACUACUGUACUGUAAUUGCCCACAAUGUCUUCCACAUGUGCUGUUGUCUUUUACUAUCACAGCUUGAGAGACUUAGAUGACCUUGAGUCCUCUCGUGCCCAUGAGCCUCGUGUUGACUGCCUUGUUAUUUUGCACUGAUAUUUCAUAACGAGGAAGUUCCAGGGGGGAUCCUUCCCUCCGCCAUGAAAACUAAUCAUCAGAUAUCAGAAAAGUGCAAGCAGAUGAUAUUCUUUCUUGUGGAGGAAGUGGUAUGUUUACUUUAACAGUUGUUGGAUUUGUCUGUAUAGACAUACCAGAACUGGCCUUGAUUUUCUUUAAACUUAUACUGAAUUUGCUUUAUUACUGGAACAACAUGGGGAAUCCAGCUCCCACUGGAGGAGCUUAUUACCGUUUCAUGAGCCACAGCACGUUUUCAAGUGAUUGGGAUUCAGAUUUACGGUAAAAAUCCAUUUGAAAACCAUUUUAAAAGUGAUAUGAUUUUUCCUUUCAAGGUUUAAAGUUCCUUUCUUCUUAUUUAUGACUCUUUUGACAAACUCCAGCAGAGGUAAAUCACUGACUGACACCCUCCAGUUGGACUCAACUCAGUCACAAUCAAGAUGGGGAUUUAAGUUUUGAGUCAUUUUCGGCAUCAGAAUUAAAACGUCAUUUUUUGUUUCAGAAUAGGCAUCUGCGUAAUUUCUUUGCUCCUUAGCCAAAGUUAGGUCAAAGUGCAGCCCUGUCUACACAGCAGAAGCAGCCUGAGCAGCAUCAGUGCUCUGUGUGUGUCUGCUGUUAAAGCUGGAUUGAUAUAAAUGUCUUUAAUUUCCUUUCAAGUCUCUAAAAUUCUGAAUCUGCCUGCCUUAAGAGCCGAACUAUACCAAACAUUAUGUUGUUUUUAUUCUGUCUGUUGUCUUAAUGCUUUUUAUUGCUCCAUUGAAUACGUUAUUGUCUUCCAUUAAAUGCAUGGAUAAAAUGAAAACAAUGUUUAAAGCCCUUUUUAAGAACAUAUGUUCCUCCUUCAGACUAUAGAGCGGGCACAGAUUCAGAACAAACAGUGAGAAUCUGUUAGGGCGAAUGUGUUUUCAUUGGCUCUCUGACUCUUUGUGGAUCUCUGGUGUUUGAUUGACACAGCGUGCUUUCCACGGCUUUAAGCACCAUCCCAAAACAUUCCAGUCUUUCACCUUUUAUAUCAGUGUUGGAACAUGUAAAUCAUAUUUAUCUAAUUAUCUUUUCAUUUGCAACUCAUACUUUCACACAUGUGCUUCUUCAAUGGCAGUGAUCAAGUGUUUGACAGUCUGCGUCUGAAGGGUUUGGGCUGCUCUGUUGUCAUUUUCCUGAUUGAUUGUUGUGAAAUGCUGUAUUGUUUAUCACGCCAGGGAUAGUCAGGGUUGUCAAUUGGCUUUUGAAGUAGAUCCAAGAAGCCCUGAAGCAAUCUCCUGUUUCAUGGUUAGCUUUCUCAUGGAGGGGGAAGGGUCUGUAGGAUUAGGAGAGUUGCUUUGUUGGGAUCAUCUAAGUGAUAAUUUAUUAUGUUUGUCCUUUAUCAAGAUUAAGUAUGUGUGAAGCCGUCUUCUUCUGUCUGAGCAUGUGAAAUAUGUUUCUGCUCUUGUCCCCAGCAGGAGAGUGGGACCAGGCAGCAGAGAGUGAAGGCAAAGAGACAAACAGUGAGUACAGCACAGUUUUUGAAUCAGUACUGUAUGUAGAUCUCCUCAGUGUGCUCACAGUGCAUGCAUGCAUCUCUGCUGUGAGGCACGUCAGAAUGAAAAAAAGAGUCUUUCGCUGCCAGGCGAGUGACGUGACUGUGUAAACAAAUACAGAGCAUAUGAAUGUACCAUAUUUUGAAUGUUGACACUGUGAACAUGAAAGAUGAGUUCAAAAAGUAUGUAUCUUGCAUCUUUUGGGCUUCAGACAUUAAAAUUUAUGGGAGAUGAACCACAGCCACAGCAAAACAACAUCAAAAUAUAUUUAAAAGUCCAUAAAAAACUCCCCGAAUGAUCCACCUCCCCGCUGUUCAUCCAGAUGAUACAUGAGGAUGCAAAAGCAAAACAGGGAAGUAGCUGCUUUGAAGUGGUCAAUCUGUAUGUUUUAAGGGCAUAUUUAAUGUAGAACUUAAGGCCUGCAGCUUCUAAAGCACAGUUUCAGCCAGGAGAGACUUCAUGAUGAGAACAAGUGCUUCUUUUAUGUGCAUUGUCUUUGGCUCUUUUGUGAAGUUGACAUGCACUCGGUAGGGAAGAGUAGAGUCAGCUGAAACAAGGACUGAAGCAGGACAGAAGAUAAUAGGAUUCAAUUUUGGCAGCAGCAUCAGGAAGAUCGGCCAGAAAAUGAGGCUAAAAUGGAUUGUUUUUCUGAAGAGAGGUUACACCCGUAAUUAGCCGAUCACCAGAACAGGAAGAGACAGAGAGGGAGGAGGACUGAUGUGAAUGUACGAUGACUUAAGUAUGGAUGAUGACUCAAUGAAUGAAUGAAUGAAUGAGCAGAAAGUGAGAGAGGAAAUGAAACAAAGGGUGUCAGAUCAGCAGAUCAGAUUGUUGCUAUAGCUUUGGCGCAUGCUCAAACCGUUAGGCUGGCAGCGCCUCACAGGCCGCAAUUUCUCUUUUUAUAAUUAUUUCUUUUUUGAAGAGAAACAACAUCGUAAUUUUACAUUCGAAUGUUUCACACUUUGUCUAAACACUUUUUUUUUUAAUCGACAUCGUUGGUGGAUUGCGUCCUUCCCCAGGUCCAUUGUAGUCAAUGUCCUUAACCUUUCCCCAUCGAGGGCAUAUUCUUGAGAGGAAGAUCAACAUCCUAACCUCCACUGUGCAACCAAGAACCAGAAGUAAAAAUUAAAAAAUAAAAUAAAAUAAGAAACCACCAAACGAAAAUAUUUACAAAUGUGCUGAGGGUAACAAAAAAAAGAAAAUAUAACCGAUGGAGAGAGGCCUAACUCAGAAUUUCACAGGCCGCAGUUUCAGCACAAAGUAGCAUAUAUAUACUUUUCUCAAAUUCUCAUUUUUUCUCUUACAUUAAGUAUCAUUGAAUUAUUCUGCAUGUGAAAGCAUUAAAACAUUCUAAGUGGAGACAACAUAAAAGCAUUUCAUCUCACUGCGAUUUCUGUACAAAUCAUCGUAUGUUGAGAGCUGAGGCGGAGAUGUGUUUUAUCUUGAAAGCGCUCAGUUUUGGUCCAGACUUUAAGAUUUACUGUGGAGGAGCUGACGUGCGUCUUCUUUCUCAAAGAUGAUUUUUCCUUCUGCGAAGGGGAACGUUAUGUACAUAAUGUUACAGAGCUGCGCUGUACUCAGUAAAUUCACUCAGAACAUCAUGUUACUCUGGAGUCUGCCGUGUUUUUCUUGUUGAGGUUUAUUAGCAGGCAGCUUAACACACUGUUAGUUUUACACAGAGAUCUCCACACAUGUCUAUACCAUAGUGACCGGGGCAGAGCAGCACAGUUUAUUCUAUAGUGGUGGUCUGUGAUACCAGACCCAGCCACCAGGGGGCAGUGGUAUAGUAAAGGUGAUGUGCUGAAAGAGGAGUAUGAUGGUCUGCUUACAGGUGAUGCUGUUUAGAUCAGGGGCUGAAAUGUGGAUCAUGUAUUAUUUUAACUAUCAGCUGUUUUGAAACUCUUUUUUUAAUGUUUGCAUGUAUGUCUGAACCUUUUUGAUCUUGAUGCAGAUUUAUGAUGGUAAAAACUGUUUGUAUACAAAUCAAGAUAAAUCUAUAAACCACUUCCAAGAAGGAUGCACAUGUCUCCUUCUGAGAAAACACAAAGCCAGUGGAUUGCAGGUAAAUACAUAAUUGAUUAGAUUAGCGAGGGGGAAAUCCACAGAAUAUAAACACCUGGUUUCAGAUUAGUUUAAGGAUCAUCUUUCUCCUGGCCUCAAGGGGUCUCUUACAAAAUUUUCAUGAAGUAACAACAAACUCACCCUCCUUAAUCAUAAUGAAAACAUUUUACUGAAAUAUUCUUUAGUUUGUUGUUUCUCAAACAUAAACCUGAUGUAGUAAAAACUCAAAAUAAAAACAAUUGAUGAGAAGUUUUAUGCUACCAGAUACAAAACUCCAACAUUAAAAGUUCACAUUCAAGUAAGAGAUGACAGUGUUGCAAACUUUAUCCGCUGUGUUUGUGCUUUUUUCCGAGUUGAGGUUCUGUCAGAGCUGCUCACAGUGAUAGUGCUGUUAAUGAUAGCACUGCUGACAAGAGGCAGGGCUUUAAAUGCUGCAGUGUGGUCCUCAGAAAAAGGCCCUGCAUUACCUCUCCUUCUCAAUGCAUCAUUACCCCAAUGUGAGUAGUGAUUUAUGAGCCACGCUACAAAUGCUGGGAGCAGUUCCUGUCUGGGGGCAGAAAUCCACCCACUGAUUGCCACUAUUUGUCUGUCUGCAUGUGUGUUUGUGAGUGUCAAAUGUGUGCGUGGGCAUGACAAAAUAGACGCAGGACAGCUGUAAAGGUUUGUUAGAGCCAAUAUGAGCAUGUCUUUCUCAGCGUGUGUGAGGGUGGGUGGGUGUUUUCCUGUCUGCGUGUGUGAGAUCUGUGUGCUAUCAGGGUUGGUGUUUCACUCCUGGUAACUAGAUACAGUAAUGUUUCACUCCGCUGGGUGCUGAUGGAUUGAAUUUUAAACAGAGCAAUGUGGAGUCCAAAACCAAACAGCUUUGAAUGCGUCACUGAAAUGCCACCACACACUUUACCAGGCCACUAAUGGGCCUGAUUUUAGAGAUUUUGGAGAUAUAAUCUUAAAGAGAAAAGUAACCAAAAGCUUAGCAGAGACGUGUGAGGAAUGGCACCUUUGUUUUUUUUUCUCAGAUUUGCGGGGCUUUGUGCUCAGCUUUGUUUUUUUGUUUGGAGAUUAGAUCUAUCCUGCUUCAUCUUGGGCAAGGUUGAACAUGUUGUUUUGACAGGAUUGUGUUUACUCCAGCCACAAUGAAUCUCAGCCAGCUCAAAGCUCACAUCAAAGCUAACAGACAAGUGUGAUUGACUGUGACGGAUGCAAAUCUCUCCAUAUGUAUUUUUGUUUGUUUGGAUAAACUGCUCCUUUUUUUUAGUUUUAAAGUCUGCACGUGCAAAUUCAUCAGUGUUAACAGUUUCCAUUGUUUGAGUGAAGACAGCUAUUAUUGCUGAUAUACUCCAAAUGUAUAUUUAUUGUUAAAAAUUCCAAGCAUUCACAAAAUAAGAUGGCGACCUAAUAUUGUUGACUUUUGCAGAAGCUGUAACGAACUUACAUUUUUGUUUUGAAAACUUUGUGGUUUCCUGUCCUUGUAUUGCAGUGUUUCUCCCACAUUCGUUGCGCCGCUACUUAAAUUUCCCAUCAUCAUUACUAUCAAUGCGCCAGUAAUGAUUUCUACUCGCACUGUGUGAGCACAACAACACGCAAUGUUAUUUUCAGCUUGUUUCGAGUUAUCAACAAGCGCGUCAAAUCCUGUCGGACCCUCUUCCAUCAAUGUGAAAGGUAAUGUUCAAGCUUAUGCACGGUCCAUAUAGCGAGUAGUGUGGGUAACGUAAUGUAACAUGAACGUAACUGCGUAGCUCCAUGAGCGGCAAGAGUGUGGAAAUAGCAGCGAACCCCCCCACCCACCCGACAGAGAAGCGCUGCUGCUGAAAAAAAUCUAGGGGAAACACUGGUAUGUAUGCUUAAGAUUUGUAAAAACUUGACCAGAAAAUGAUGCACAGCAGGUUAUGAAAAGGUCAUCGGGGUUGAACUGAAAAACCAGACAGUGGAAUAUUUUAUAUAAUGCUAUUCAACAUGAUAUCCAGAUUAUAGGUUGCACCAGUAUAUAAGACGCUAUCUGGUUUUUGGGGGUCCAUGAAUUGGAACCGGCCUCCUACGUGAGGAUUCCCAUAGCAUUCAGCAAAACCCACAACUUUCUGUUUCUGUUCAGUGCAGUAAUUCCAGGAGUUUUAACUCUGGCACAGUGCUUGAGUUCAGUGCUUAAAAUAAUUGCAACCAAUUCACCUUGAGUUACGCCCUCCCCUCUCAUCUGGGUGCUUAUUUUUGCUAAUUGAGGAGUUCUUUCAAUCAUGGUGACCAGUUGCCAAAAAGUGUUCUUCUUAGCUAUGUAUCCCAGCAUGCUGUGCAGUAAAUUUUCACUCAUAGGUCAGGUCGCAUGCAGGGACAGAUGCAGCUGUACUAGCAUGCAUGAUGGCCCAAAACAAGCUUUAGGGAGAUUAGAGCGCCAUCUUCAGCCAGGAAUUUUAUGGCUUGUCAAAGGGUAUUUCAAGGAAGAACAUUUAUGAUCAUUACUUUAUCAUUUCCUUGAAGUAAUAAUCACCAUAUUAAUCACUUUGCACUGCAGACGCGGUCGUUCUUCUGCCUUAGCGUCUCGGUCUGAUUGCAUUUCCAUGAAGAAAUGAUCAUAAAUGUUCUUCCUUGAGCUGCGUCACCCCGCAGCAGUCUGUAAUGGACUGGCCUGAGGUCUCGCUACAAACAAGUGGCUACUGGAAGAGAGUAGGUGAGUUUUGUUCAGUCUCUUUGCUAAAUAAAUUAGGCAAAGUUUAAAAGAUGUUUGGUAUUGUUCCGUGUUUGACCCUAAAUUAAUUUUACGCCGGAAUAUCCUUUUAAUGGAAAAUUACAAAGGGCCUAGAAAAUAUCCUUGGGGGAUCCCAUUUUGGAUAGCUACUCUGAAGCAGCUGUAAGACAUCUCACUGAAAUGUCAUGAUCAACUGCGCGUAAAGGCUUUUGAAAUGCCUUGAAAAAAGACAGAUAACAGAAAGGCUGCAGUUAUAUGGUUAAUAACCUUCAUGGCAGCAGGAGUUGUGCUUGUUUGGAGAGUCUUACCGUGUGAGCUCAGAGGAAAUGGCAGGUGUUUAGAGCGUUUUAUCAAAGUAUUUUUGUGUAGUAAUAUUUGUGCUUUCCCUGCUGUCUCUUGUCUCUCUCUCCUCAUAUGAGUGUGUGUGUUUGUGUGCCUGAAUAUGGACCACCCAAACCCUUUGAGGUCAUAACAAUAACAUGUCCACUUCCUCUCCGUGAUACGGCGGUGGUUUCAGUUGAGGAGCCGUAGAUGAGAUAGACACUAUCAGUCCACAUCACAGUAACAGCAGCAGUACUGUUUGGUUGCCUUGUCACAGCUGUGUGGAGGUUAAACUCCCUCCAUGCAUUUUUCUCUAUGUCUUCACAGUCCCCUAUAUACAGUAAAAGCCCCAUAUUUAGUUUGAGAAGUUCUUGAAAAGCACCAACAUAGCUUGGCGUGUUAAUCCAUCCUGCAGCAGAUGUUCAAGCUUGAUGUUGCAAUUAGUCUUCUUUUUUUUAAAGCCGCUCUUGCAAAAUGUGGUGUUUUGGAAAUGCUCUCUCACUGUUUUAAGACUUUUUUUUUUUUUAACUCUUAACUUCUGCAUAAACAAAUUCCUCUGGUUAGACUGCAUUUUCAUUUUUGUGAUUCUUUAUUUUGGGAUUUUCUCUCCUCCUGUGAGCGAAAAUACACUGUGGUAAUUAAUAUGAUAAUAUGUGUGGUGGCAUAAUUUUUUCCAGCCAUCACUGUAGGCUAUGUUAAAUUGAGGUCUGAGUGAGGUUUUAGCUGGAAACACUGAGGAGAGGCCUAGUACAGUGUGUCUCUGUCUGUGCUCUGCUAGUGAGGGGGGGAUAAUAUUUGUGUUUUAGAGAGGAGGGCACUUACCCGCAGUUGGAACUAUUCUUAUUUGCCCAGAUAUCAGGGAAAUUUAGCUCUGCUUCUGUUAUGCAAUGUUUGGUUGUGUCACAUGGUUCAGUUCACCUACAACUCUUAAACAAAACUACCUUGUCUUAAAUGAUCCGUGAACCCUAAAAAGCAGCCCAGCGUGCACUCAUAGGAUGGGAGACACAGGAACUAUACUGUUGCCUCAGCUGGGUGAUUUAUUGCGCCGCACAGUUUAGCCUCAGGAAUCAAGUAUGCUAAUGUGUUUGAUCAAAAGGAAAUUCCUCUGCAGAGCUUCUUAUGCUUUUAGACUUUGUUUUCAGAUCACUCCUCAAAUUGGUUUCCCAACAUCUUAAACCGUUACUGUCUGUUUAUGUGCGAGGGGGCUGAUUUAUGGUGUUAAAUGACAGUGAAGCUCUCAUCUGUGGUUAAACUGGGUGCAAUACACCACUCAGAUGCCAGUUCUCCGGUCUGUCUAGACGGGGUAAACACCGGGCUUUAUAGACCUGACGGCUUACGAUCACUGAUGAUUGGGUUUAUGGGAUAUGAGGAGGCCGGGUCAGUUAAAAUGAUUGACAGCUAGUGGCUUUCUUUGUGUUGUGUGUUUGUGUUUGUUUGGGAGCGAUGAAAGAUCUGGAGAAGAGUUAAAGCACCUUCCGUUUGAGAAGAUGAGGGCAUAAACCGGUCUUUACAAAUACUACUCUUGAUUUCAAUUUGGAGCGGCAGUGAUUUAAAAGGCAUUUAUCCUCACUGUACUUCAGAGUAAUGGAGGAAACUUUUCCCACAGCCAGCAACAACAUGAAAAGGAUAGCUGAUGAAUCAUUCUAGUUUGAAGGCAGAUAACAAAGACCCUGGGACCAUCCAAGAAAAGAGAGUGCUGGAUUUGAUUUGCUUCAAGAUCCCCAGAUCUCAAGUCUCCUUCGCUGAGCUUGGUGUGGUCAGAUGCUUUAAACUAGGGAUAGUGAUGGUGAUUAUUCUUGUAAUUGAUGUGUGUUGCUGUGAGCUUUGGAGGGGGAAGAGAUUCCCCGGGGUGCUGUUCGAACCCAUCACAGCGCUGGCUCUGGAUUACAGGUAUCUACUGUGUCUUUAUUACAGUAACAAAUCCACACCCAUCUAAGCACUAGCAUUACUGCCGUUUAUCUCCUCCAUACUAGUUUUUAUCAACAGCCCUUCUCUACAGUCUUUAUUAUGUGUGAUGCUGACAUUUAACUUUGCAGCAGCACCCACAUCUUAAUUUGACUCAAGUUGCCUACAGUCAUUUCUGGAGUUUUAUUAGUUACAAGGAGAGAUGAGCAGGUUAUGAAAUAGUCUUUUGUACUGUUGGUGACCUUUAAUAAGGACAUAAGACCAUCCUCAGGAAGACAGAGAUAGUUCAAGUGCUCCUCAGUUCAGAUUCUCCUUAAAUCAGGUGUGUUAGAUGAUUCAUGGCACGCAGACCAGAGCAGUCCAUGCUGACAUUUCCCCAGGUUAGUUCGAGAGUAGUAAUUUAGCAACACUUUGACUAUUGCAGGGUUUUAUUUUUCAUAUCAUUGGAGAUUUUGUUCCUGAGAAAGGAACAGGAAAUGAAGAAAAAGCACUUUGAUAACUGCAGUUUUUAGCACUUCUGUAUCGGCUUCAUUUCUCAAAACCGUAGGUUGCUGCUUGGGUUGACAUGAAGACACCAAGUUUGUUUGGUAGAGCAUUAUCCAAAGACUUCACUAUGUCUAUGAAAGUACAAACAACGCUGAGACACAGCUGGACAAUAGAGGACAGUGACAUUGUCUUGGUCACAGCUCUAAGUCAUACUGUUCUCUUUUGUUUUAUCAAGAUACGGUAUUCAAGGACAGCCAAUACAAAAUAAUAAUGAUGGACGAACCAAAUCUGUUUGUUUUAGGCCAAGUUGUAAAUCAAGGAUCAAAAUCAAUUUCAGAAUGAUUACAACUUCCUUAAUUUUCAUAACCAUUCAUUUCAGACAGCCAUGUCAUUGCAUAUAUGGGCAUGAAAAUGAAAAGUAUUCUGUUUCUCCUAAAAUUGUUUAUGUGAAAUAAGUAUGUGAAUUCUCUUUUAAAUUUCAUGGUGCUUCAAGCUAGCACAAUUGGAAACUUUCUGGAAAUUUGUGUAGUUUUGAUGUAGAAGUAAGUCCUACAGGUUUACAUAUCACUCAGGUUUUAUUUUUUGUUGUUGUUGAAAGGGUUCUAAGCUCUCAGAGUAUCCUUCUGAUCAGAUUUAUCUUGUUUAUUUUCUAGCUUUAGUUUUUUGUGUCUUGCUUACACUCAUUAAAAUACUGUGUUUUUGAUACAGUUCCCCACAGAGCACAGUUAGGGUUUAGCAAAGAUGUCAACUUUGCAAGAACCACAUGACUUGCCCUGUGUGCAGGAGGAUGAAUGGCACCAUUUUCAUAGUCUUCAGCACAGAGAGCUUUUUAUGGCCUUGAUUAUAAUCUGUCUGCCUCUGAUUCAACCAAGAUGCUGAAACACAAGAUGGUUGUGGCUUUGCAAUAUGGUUUUGCAAAACCCAAUUUUGUAUCAUCUGUGUGUUUCACUACAUUUAUCACACACUUAAAACUGAGAACCUCUAGUUUGUAACAAUUUAUCGACUGACUCAUUUAGACGUGCAUGUGCAACGUACCUUGUUUGAAGCUAUGAGCUGAAAUUAUGAAUUGAACUUGGGUCAACAUUGGAAGAAAUAUCCCCUCCAUUGUUACGGAUGAAUGAGCAAAUAGGAAACAUCCUGGCAAAGGGAGAUGUGCCAAGAGAAGCUUUACUUAAUCGCUCCUACCAGGUCUGUGCCACAGUGAGUCAUAAUCUCUCUAAACAGAUAUCUGCACAUGAAUGCACAACCUGUCGGCAAAGGACCAGAUAUUUGGUAUUUUUGGAAGCGAUCUGGUUUCCGUUUGUAUGCUGUCUGAGUAAUAUUAAACAAUCAGGUUUGGGCAGACUUAAUUUUUUCUUCAGUCUUCGUGGAGAACAAAAGAAGUGGAACACAUUAGAAGACUGGCCGUCUUGGUCUUCAUCUGCUAUUGUUUGACGAAAAAAGAUAUCUGACUAUGAAAACAGAAAAAAAACAUCCAGCGGUAGAUGUGGUCUCCACACUCCAACUCCUUUCUUCCAUUUCAAGCUGCAGUCUGACUUUAAACCAUGACCAGGGUUGGAGGAAGAAAUCUUGGCGUGGAUUCUUCGACCUGUUGGCUACAAAAGAAAACCCUGCAAAAAAAAAAAAGAAAAGAAAAAAGAAAACUGGCUGUCAUCCUGAGAGGCUAAAUGUUAGUCAGAUGAUAGCUGAUUUGUUCUGAGAUUGCUGUGUGAGAAAUAGCUCUGAGAUCAGUAUCAGAGUCUGACCACAUUACCAAAGGCAGCCAAGACUACUUAGCACCUACUCCUAGUAUGUACUAAAUUACCUCUGUGUGCAAAGACCUGGUCUGGGUUCAGGUUUUGGUUCAGAGAAAUCUCCUUUCCCCUUAUGUAGUUGUGUGUGCCAGCCUCACUCUCACUUGGACUGAUGGCAAGAGGAAGUGAGAGGUGGAUGAAGAAAACAGAGAGUGGAGGGACUGCUGCUAUACUUGGACUCGCAGUCUUAACUUAGCACAUGAUGGUGUUGGAGAUAUUAGUGUGAUUCGCUGCGGCUGAGGGUUAACUGGUUCAUUGCACAUUGCUGCUCUGCCUCGUCUCGGGCCUGUAGGGAUCGGCGCUGGCAGCUUUCGCGGGUUUUCUGUGUUGCUUGGCAUAAACAGGGAAGCCAAAGGGUUUGUCUCUUCAGGUUAACAGAGAUUAACCUGACAGUUGUGUUCACAAGAGCAGUGAUGGCAGAAGUGGAUGACUCACAUACAUCGGCAUUCAUCUCUAUACUAAAGCAUCUGCACCGCUACAUCUUUCCAGUUUGUAUUUAUUCAACAUCCAAUGGGAUUAGGCUUUAAAUCCUAUUUUAUUUUUCUUUAAUCCUUUUUUUAUCGUAUCCUGCCUCAGGUUGGGAAUUCCUGCUGGUUAUUUUUUCAUGUUGUACAAGACUGAGUAAUUUGUCUUUUGUCCACAAGGGGGUAGACACUCAGUGCACUUAUGGAGCUAGAUAGGAUUCACUAUGUGUCCCAUCUUAACAUGUCUUGGCUGACUGUGCGUUCGUGCCGUGUUCUAGUUUCACUCCUUAUAAAACCCUUCUGCGCUGUCAUGUCACUCACUGGUCUAAUUUGCACUUCAGCACAACACACUGUGACAGGGAGGGCUUAAAUCUCAAGUGGACCUGGUCAUUACCUGUAAGAACCUGGUUAUUAUGCCAUCAGAGUCAACUUAUUUUGGUCAUUUCCUCCUCUAAACCCUUAAGUAAGAGACAGACAAGCUGCCCGUCUGAUUAUAUAUUCAUGAGAGAGACAAAUUUCCCCAAGGAAAGAAUGGAAAAUAAAUGGCAGAGUAAGAGGCAGAUCAAUUAGUAACAGCUUGCAGAUUUCCUCGGCCAGAUUUACUUCUGCUGCAUGACAGCAGGAAGGGAAGUUUGGAUUAAGGUGGAAUUUCACUUUGUUUCACAUCCUGAGGAGACUAGCAGUUGUGCCUCGCAUGUCCUUUAUUUGCUUGUUUGCUUUAUUAAUUUUGUCCACGCAGUAACGACAUCUGUUUCAGCCAUCAAACAGAGAGAAGGUGAAAAUUUCCUCGGUCAUUAUGACCCGCACAGUUUCUGGUGGUUACGCUGUUUUAUUUACACCAGCUGUAAAAGGGGAAUUAUUACAAAUAACGUGAAGUAAACAUAUUUAGUAGAUGAUUGCAUGCGUAAUUUUGCAGGAAUAUUUAUGGCCUAAUCCUGCCAGCACUAUGAGGCUUCUGAUCACCUGUGUUUAAUUUCCUUUUUAUGGAGGCCACAGUAUUACAAACGCACACAGACACACACAUGCAUGCACACAAACAAACUAAAAGGAAACUCCCCUCUUACACAGACAAACUCUGGAUCACCUUGCCCACACUUUCUCACUGCUGUAUGAUCCGCUGAAGGUCAAUCCAGUGUUAUGUGAAAUAUACGUGUGUAUAUAUGUGUGAGUGUAUGCAUGGUGUGGGUGCAGAGGGACAGCUGGGCUCUCUUUCUGUCAGUUCCCUGGAUGUGUGCGCAGAUUUAUGAGGCCCCAGCUCUGAUGCUCACACUCCUCUGACAUAUCCAGACGCAACGCUUGGUUUCCCUCUCUGCCCCCCCCCCACCCCCCGGGUGAUUAUCCCCUCCACCGAGAACCCGCCACAGCACCGCAAUCACAUCUCUGCAUUGUGUACAUACCCAGAGCAUUCUUGUCCCAUUGUUUCUAGAAACACAGCUCUUCUCUGCCCCCCUCCCUGCUGACAGUCCAUUGUCACACGCUCCAGCUUUGACUCUCAAGAGAAAUUUCUUGGCCUGUCCUGGCUUGAUUGCAGCUUACAUUGGCGGGAUUGUACUGGCAGUGCACUGGACUCCGAGUUCAAUCUACGGGCGCUUCUUGCAAAGGUAGGCUGUUUCAUCUCUUAGAGGAAAAUCUGCAAUAAAAAUUCCUUCAUUCUCCAAUAAAGCCCCCAACAAUACAUCGGAGAAUUGACAGACCAUAUGCAGUUAUAAGCCUAUCAAUCACCAGGUGUCACUUUCAAAAACAGCCACUGUUACCUCACGUUUUCGACCCACUAUGACCUUUUAUUUAUGACAUCAUUUCAUUAAGUUUAAAUUAGCCUGAGAGGUGAGGCACAUCAAUCUGAACACAAGCUCUCUAAAUGCACAGAUUUCAUACCCAUGAAGCACAUGCUAUUACAGUUGAUGAAAGAUACACACAGCAGUGCAUGGUACUUGUUUGAGUUUGCAUUCUCACUGUAAAGACAUGCAGCCUAAUCCAUCUUCAUUUGUGUUUGAACUUGCUGAACUCCAUUUUCAGAUUCAAGCUUCACUGAUUCACACAUCAGGAAGACCUGGACCGCUGCCAUUUCUUAUUAAGUCAGCUUUUCCAUCCGUCGUCCCCGUUCUGAGCUGCUUUUAUAGGAUGAUCUCAGUAAGGUACGAAAACAAUUCCUCUUCACCGGCACAUCAGGACUUUCCGGGGACCCCUGACUACCUGUCAUAUUGCAGAGUGGUGGGGUUGGGGAUACGGUGCGGUGGGCUCAUCAGCUCAUAAAUAAAUGUGCCGUUUGCCUAUCAACGCUGGAUCAACCUGUUGACUUUCCAUACAGGAGCGUGUCGAUAUUCGCUUCCUCUGUGGUGAGUCAAAGCGAGCAUCUUUGACCCCCAACCGUGUUUGUGAAAGCAAUCACGAGCAGCUGCUGUGAAGGUCACCUGUGAACACUGGGUGUUGCUCGACCCUGACUGGGGUGUGUUUAACCAUUCAAGUUGUUUUUAUUAAAGAGCAAAAGGGAAGGGAAGAUAUGAGGGAGUGGGGGAAGAGUUCAGACAAAGACUGAAAGGAGAAGGGGGCAGCACAUGGAAGAGAAAACCCAGCAGAGAGAGAAAGAAACCUGCUGGCUGAGGUCCAAAUUAACUAAAGAGACUGACCUUUUGUGAUCGUUGGCCUUCAAAUAACAAAAUAUUGGACAUAUUUGAGAGCAGACUGCAGAGGGUAGAUCGCCCACCAUGUUUGUUUUGGCGUGUCAAAGGAACAAUACUGUCUCUAUUCUCCUGCAGAUGGAAUUUGGCGUCAGGUUGGUGGCUCAGGAAGAUCCAAUCAUUCCUUUGUUAUCUGGGAGAGCGAUGGUGAUGUAGUUGUCCUUGAAGACAGAAAAGGGGGGACCGAGUGCACCUGGAUACCCAGCUCAUUCCACCGCUACGGUCAUCCCGCGACUUGCAGCAUUUUUAACAAAUAGUGCUGGAGAGCGGCAUGACAGCUGGUUACGUAAGGAGAAGAGGCGGAGGUAGCCACAAGGGAAGUUUACCUGCCAGUGCGAAACUCUUCAUGCCCAUAUAGAGCGCAGUAUUUGUCACCUGUCAGAAAUUUUAGAAUUAUGAUUGCUGAAGGAGAAACUUUGGAGGAGAUUCAUGCCAGGUGAUUUAUUUUUACAUGAAGCAGAGAAAAUGUCAUGGAAAGAGAAAAAAGGAAGUGAGGAGAAAAAAAAGGGAUUCAUACGAGAGAGAGAGAAGAGAGAGAGAGAGGGAGACUCCUGGAGACUAAGGACUGUUUUUGCUGAUGUUAAUGUUGAAAAUUAAAGGUGGAUAUCCCUUUUUUUACUGGGCUGUCAGUUUCGUCCAUUAAGUUUGGGGUGGCUGUCUCAGCACACAGGUGUGAAGUAAUAAAUGGGAGUCAUGGAAAGUGUCAUUUAACUCAGCAGUCUUCUUGCCUUCACUGUCCAGCUGGCUUACAUGCUGAUGCAUAUAAAUGUCUCUGUAUGUCAUUAAAUCCUGGAAUGCCUUUUCAAUUAAAGUUAUUGCUUCUGAUCUUUUGCUUUUAGCUGUUGGUCACACUGACUCAAUGGCUGCCGGGGAAGGCGGCUGGUGAAGACAGCGUGCUUUUUGGGGGGAAAUUUGGGGUGCAAAAGGGGGGUAAUGAUGGAGGAGAUCUGCUAUAUUGGGUCUGGAUGCCUUUUCCUGUCACAGAUGUGGGUUUGGCUGGACAGUGGGUGCUGCAGUCUGAGAUUCUGACAUCAUCUGUUUGGGAAAAAUGAAGUGACAACAACAAUAAAGUGUCUUUUGUUAUGAUGGGACCCCGCUGAUUAAUAAACCAUCUGUGGCCUGCCCCCCCUUGUUGAGUCCACAGGCUAUCAACUCGUGCCAGUUCUUCCUCCUGAUUGAUCCAGCUACAAUGACAGCCCUUCAACGGGCUCUUUCGACAUCUUUGCAAGUCAUCAUUGUGCUGACAGUGCAGCCACAUGUUGGGUUUAAAAGGUCAAGCGAGGUCCUGGUUGUCACUGAAAACUUUUGCUGAUAUUCUCUAUGAACCCAAACUUCUAUUAAAUCAAGAACAUACUCAAUAACUUCAAAACAGUUGUGUGGCACAUGCAUUCACUUUGCACUUUAUAUAUUGAGCCCACGCAAAUGAAGGCAAUGUCUGUCACCACAUAAAUGCAAGAAUACUUCAUUCGUCUGCCUCUAGGCUUGUUGUUGGUUGCAGAUCUAAACGAAGUCUGCGUCUAUUCUUGGCUCACAAGCGCAGCAUCUGCUAUGUGAAGUCAAACAUUUCUUUGCAUUGUGUUACAGGAAAUUCCAGCCCCUGAUAAAACUAGGUCUACACGAAGUACAAGGUCUCUGCUGCAUUUAUAGAGAGGCAAUUCCCACAUCGAUCUGGCUCAGGCCGUGGUAAUCUGGAUUACUGUCAGCAUGCUCUUAGUUGUUUUGUUUGGUGAAAUCAGUUAGGAGAAACCACGCUGAAUAGAAAAGUGUCCUAAGGGCUCAUUCAGCAAGGAAGCAGCGGUGAGCAAUCAGCCAUAUUUAAUCAAGCACACAUGUCUGUGCAUAUUUGUAGGUGUUUACCUUGCACUUGUUUUCCCACUGAUGGAGUGUGGAACCUGACCAACAGACUCAUGUUUCAAGGCUGAGGUGAUUUUGGUUUUAAGGCAUAAUCUCUCUGUGAUUGUGUGUGUGUUUGUGUGUGUGUGUGUGUGCGCACAUGUUUGCCCUGGUUGACCUCUCUGUAUAUGCAUGUACUUGCACAGUACCUGCUCUGUCUACACUAUUAGCGUCAGCACGCAUGCUCUUCCUCUGGUAUCAAUAGUUGGUAACACUGACAUCAACCACAGUUACUGCCUGUGGCGAAAUAAUAGGUUGGGUGGAAAAUGAGGACUUGUAGUAUCAAAGUCAGGGUGUGUUUUCAUUUUAUUGGACAGAUUUCAAUUCCAUCAGAUCUGUCACAGAGGAAAAAAAACACGCUGUAUGUGUUACCAAACUGCUGUACCCAUUCCAGAUAUCAGCUUGUAACCACAGGCUGGACUUUUUACUCACACUUUGGUUUAUGUCCUGACUGUAUUAUAGUAGAUAAGCGAAGCACAGUGCAGUGAGGAACUGUAACUUAUUUCAACAAUUGUUCAUAAUCAAGUCCAUGUAAUGUAAAUGUUGAUACGACUUUAUUUGAUUUGAUUAAUUAUGGGUAUGUGUAUUUUGUAAAUCAGAUUUUCCGUAGCAUGUGCUCGAAGAUUUGACGGCUGUCACAAUAUGAAUUCUUUGUGGUGCUCAUAUGUGAACAGGUGCUGUGUGCGAUUAUUGAACUCAUUUACUAUAAACAUAAAGGUGCUUGUGUGUGAGUGACAAGGAGGAUGAGCUCUCAGAGACUUAUCUAAACAGACCAGACAACAGGGCCUCAGCAGUCGUCAUAGUUUCAUCUCUCAGACAAUCUGACAAGUCUGACUUUGAAGAUUAUGACAUGCAAUGCAAUAACACGGAUCUUUUUCAGUGUUUUUACAGUUUUGUGUGAAUAUUGGAGUGUCAGAGCAUUUUGGCUCUGCACAUGGAAGCUAUUAGCCGGAGGGCUUAGCAGGGCUGUUCCACUGAGAGAAAUGAGGGCUGGAGACCAUCUCUGCGUUAUAUGCCUGGGGGUUUGUUUUUCCCCAAAGUCCCCUGUCUUUGGAGGUGGAGACAGACUGGUUUCCUUUUGAGACAACCUGUACAGAGUCUGAAACCUGGCCACAAGAAGUCAUGUGGAAUUUAGGAUCUGGGAAACGUAGGAUUAUUUAAUCCAUUUCAUGUAAAACAGAGUAUUCUUCCAGCCUUUAAAUUAUUAAUGGAACUGGACUCGUCUGCCAGUCCUCCAACAACGUAACUUUAACCAAGAGCAUGAAAGUCCAAUCCUUUCAGUCACUGCCUGUGGAUCACAUCUUUCCAUCCCCAGCUGGACUUCACACUACACUUGAUAUCCAGCUUUGCCAUAAUGGAACCAUCUCCUGCCUCCCAAUUAAGAACCAUCUGUGUUCCUGCUUGCCAGUCUCGGGAUCAGCCUUCCAACUAUGCCCGGCUGCCGGGAUGGAUGGUCCAAACUCAGGGAUCCUGUGAAGGAGAGGAGAGUCGCAGGACGCCCAUCUGGACUCCAUCAGGAGUGGGUAAACAGAGCCAGAUCCUGCAGCGAGCAGUGGAGCCUUGCCUUGGCUCCCACCCACCAUCACAGAAGACUCAGGCAAUGGCUCAAGCAAUGAAAUGAUACACACAUUGUCAUUAACUCAAACCGUGUGCAAAAAUGCAAAUUUGCUCAAAGCUCGUUGGGUGCACUCUCAGCCAUGUGCCUGUUCGGUUUAGUCCUUCGCUGGAGUUGUGAGGAACAGAGGAGUUGUAAAUCCUCUCCAAGGCUGAGUCAAGAGUUUUUCUUUUGAUUUUUUUUUUUUGUGUGAUCCAUUAAAAGUGCUUUUAUAAUGUCUGUUGCUUUACUGGCCUGUGUCGCUGUUAUCUUCCCCCUUCACCCACCGCACACUGGCAGGUGCUCUUCCAUACUCUGCCUCAAGUCAAGAAAGUUUGCUUCAGUCAUUCAUCAGAGAUAAGGAAAGAGAGAGAGAGGGGAACCUGUGGUAGCAGACAGAGUUACAAGAACGGAUGUUGAUGCUCUUUAAAUUUUUGUUUGUUUUGCUGAAGCGAUAGUAGUGGAGCUCACAUCUAUUGCAGGAGAAAGCUGUAUCUCCUGCAGUCUUCUGUAUUUCUUUGUGAUUAAUGUCCUUGCUGGCUGAUCCAGCAGACCAGAAUUUCCUCCUCUUACAGUUAUUUAAAAAUGAUCAUAUUCCAUCCCUUGGUAUCAGUCACACCUACAGUUCGUGCUGCGUCCUGUAGCUUUCUCAGAAGGAGCUUACUUCACUGUUAUCACUCCCAUUGAACCCCACGAACAAGAUGAAUUGGACUGCGCUGAUUUGUGUUGCACCUAGCUGAGUUUCCAGACAUAUUCUUUUUUAUUUGUCUGUCCUCAAUCACCCUGCAUCCCUUUCUUUUUCCCAAGCAGUGUUAACUUUGAACAGUAUUUCGAAUUGUUGUAGCUCACGGCUUUUUGUGUUUACAACCUCUCCUUUCUUCCCUCCUCUGCUGCAGCUUCGAGUCUCUUCUCUGAUCACAGAUAAUUUAGUCCUCUGCAGAACUGGGAGACAUACCUUCUAAGAAGGAGUUUGCAUGCUCUUACAUGACCUCUUAACAUCAUGGGUGUUUGUAUGAAGAUGUUUGACAGUUGAUUUAGUGCUGCUGCUUUGGAAUUUCUCUGUUGGGUGUCUCCACCUGGAUCUCGGUGCAGCUUACAUUAAGCUGGAAGCUUAUGUAAAAAGGACGCUAAAGAAGAAUGAGGUAAAACAGCAAGUUUCCACAAGUGUUCAGAUUAAACCCCUCUCUCUUCAGGACUGUGGCCACAAAAGCAACAGCUUUGUUCUUUCAUCACUCAGUCUCCCAGCAGCCAGUCUGCAUUUCUCACUGCUAGCAUAUAUAUCAGAGUUGUCAGGAUUUACUUCGUUUUCCAGCAUCCUAGUUAACUGUUGUGGACCUAACCCGGACUUGUUGUCACACAUGGGAAGGCCAGAUUGUUCCACUGAUAUGCUGUGAACUCUACACUUCAAUACUUGAGUAUUUUAUUGACUUGAGAUGUUUUUCUCGUCCUCUAAUGGAGAGAUUAACUGUCCUGGCCUUGCACUGACUGCACAUUUGAUCUUUUGUGCUGUGUGGUGAUCGGGCUUUAGAAAGAGGACCAAUGACCAUAAAGAAGCUAACUGCUCUGCGUCCUGUUCCUAGACAGAUUUAUUAUAAUAAUCAGGGUGUAGGCGAUCAUGGCCAGGGCAGCUACAUGUGGAAAUGCACCAUGGUAAUAAUGAUAAUAGGCCUUCUUUAUAAACUCCACAUUCUUCCUGCUCUCUCAUUAAAUGAGUUGUAACCCCAGCAGUCUGUGUUGCAGACACCAUCGGUGUUCCACAGUUGGAGGUUGAAGACGGUUUGGAUCCCAGAGCAGAAACUCUUGUCUGGAGGACGCUGUUUUCCUGUGAGGUCUGCUGUUGGGAUUCCACUUUCAGACACUGGAAACAUUUUGGAGGUUAGCAGCAGACUAAAACACAGCUGGCCUAGACUUCCUCCACAGCUUCGAAGGGUUUCUCAGACUUUGAUCUGGAUGAAACUGCAACACAUAACCACUCAGCGGGACUGCAUCACUGCACUAAUUCAUAUACCUACAACUGAGCUCAGAGCUUGGUCUAUUUUCUGUUGCUUUACCCAACCCGUUCAAGCCUCCCAAGAGUGGCUCUAAACCAUAUUUAAGUCAAAAAAUCCCUUUUUCCAUUCCCACAAAUUGAUACAGAUAUCUGAAAUUUGUAGAAACCUGACUGACACCUUUUUUUUUUUUUUUUUGAUUCCUACUUUAUACUCUGUUCAGUGUUGACAUAAAAACCAAAAUGAAUUGAAGAUAUGAAAAAGGAAAAGCUACUGUUGUGAGAAACAGUACUCCAUAGUACUCAAGUAAAAGCAUUGUUAGCUGUUUGUGCUUACAGUUAGCUUGUCAAACUUUUUUACCCUUGGACCAGUUUUCGUUCCCAAGUGGUCUACGGCACUUUAUACUAAUUUUCUAAUGUCUGGUACCAUUGUGUGAUACAAUAAACACUGUGGAUAUCACAGAUCAAAAAUCCUAACCAUGUAUUGGAGGAAAGCUCCUAAUAAAGAUUUACUGCUCCUGUAAGAAACCCGGGUUUAUGUGGGGUUCCUAGUCCUGCAGAGUCAGCUAUGCUAUUCCUCACCCACAUUUCUUUGCAUCACUUUGUUAAAGAUGCACUUUCCACAAGCUUUAUGCACAUAAUUUAUAACGAUACUGUACUCAGAGUCCUCACUUGCCCUUCCAUCUCCCAAAACAGGAAGGACCAAGCCUGGCUUAAAUAAGAGCUGUAUUCCAGACCUGCCUCCCCUGAUAUAAAACCAGGUUUUUACAUUAAACAGGGUUACGAUCUAGACAUUAAGUGUAUGCAAGGUCAAAUGUGUAAAGGGGGCAGCGAAACAGUGGGAGGUAGAUGGUUUAAAAAAUAUGUGCAUUUCAUUUCUCCUUACUGUGGGGAUUCCUUUCCCCAUUACUGACACCAUGUGUCGGUCUCUCCUAUAUACAUGGCAAACGUUUAUUAGAUAUUGUAUGUGGAAAAUGAAGACUACUCCACAUGUAAGUCUCUCAUUGUAGAAAAUUGGCGAGAUAUCAGUGCCCCAGCUUGCGUAUUUAUGAGCAUGUGAGAGAUCAGUCCUGCUGCGGGGCAGUCUGUACUUUACCUGCUGCAAACGAUACACUCACCACAGGAUGUCUUUGGUUUUGUGGGAUUGAUUAUUGUUCUUUAUGAAGAGCAGAUGCAUUGGCUGGGAGACGGUUUAGCCUUUUCAAUGGAAUCUGUUUGACAUGGGUCACAAAGCAGUAUGUUAAAUACAAGGUUAGGACUUUGAAUGGACUAGAGACCCCUAGAGAUUACUGGGACAUCAGUGAAAGUACAAAUUUCACUUCAUCCUGAAGCCUUCUUAACAGCACAUCUGAAGUGUGACAUAUACAAAGAUGUAUAUAUGUACCAUUUUGAGUGUGAUAAAUAGCCGACAGAGCAAGACAUGAGAUCAGUUAAUGUAUUCAGACAGAGCAAAAGCAUUUCCUUGUUAAUUAUCUAUAUUUAUACCGGUCCGAAUAAUGACUCGUUCUACUAUAACAGCAGGUUAACCUCUUUGUAUAUGUAAAAAGUGAUAAGUGUUGGGAACUCACCCCAUAAUUUAGCACCUAAGUCAUCUUAAGUGCACCGUAAGCCUCUGUCCCUCACCACAUUCCAGUGCCACCCAGACUCCAAAUUACUGUAAACUAAACCAAACCCACACCGUGGUAACGGAAGGGUGUCAAUUUGGACAGGAAAGAAUUUAUUUGAACGUGACUCGAGUUUCUGUGGCUCGACUCCCUGGUGGGGAUGUGGAGAGGGUCUGUCUCUGGUUACUCUGUCCCUUGAUGUAAAUGCCACAUGCACCCCAAACAAUAGCCGAUUCAUCCAUCGCUGUGUCUUUCUGCAACAGUGAGAGAAGGCUUCUGGGAAUGAAAAGCACUUCAAUCAAACUCCAAAGGAAGAAGAAACAUAAAAACACACACAGUCACACAUGAAUCACAGUGAUAUGUAAAUAUAGUUGUUGUCUGACAAAGCAAUUCAAAUUAGGGUCCAAAAUAAAGAAGCUAUAUAUCAAACUAAUAAAUCAAGAGGUUACUAGGUCAAAUAAACCCUAAUUUAAGAGAUAAACAAGUCAAACAACAAAUCAGUCAAAACAAAAUAAAGUUAUUGCCUGACACAUAAAAUUAAGAGCAAACAAAAAAUCAAUUCACUGGCGAGCAAACACUUGGCAACACAAGCAGGAAUAAACCUCUUGGAGAAGCAGCAACCUCAAGGAGGACUAGAGUCAUUGGUAGAAACCAACUGCCAUGACCGGCUGUGUUGAGAAAGUAGAACCAAGGGAGUAAAAGACCAAAAGAAAAAGUACCACCAUACCAGUACAUCUAGAAGGGCACCUAAUCAUAAUGGGGCUGAUACUGACCCUGUGGACUCAACUUGGUGUAAGCCCAAAAAAUGACCAAAGCCUUGUGGCCUUGUGGACCAGGUUUUACUAAACUGUUGCAUCCUUACUCCACAUACACCUACUCUUUGUUUACAUGUCACUCUUCAUCUUAUACUUAAAAUUUACAUUAAUGUAUCUACUAACAAAGGCACAUAAAUGACCAAAUUGAUUCCUUUGAGUGGAGUAUUAAAGUAAAGAAAGGCAAAGUUAUUCAGUUCCACCCCUAAUGGCAUUUAUGUAAUAAUAUGAUUAACUCCCACAGUCUCUCUCUCUGGGUACCUGGAAUGACCUUAGCUCACCGAUUCUUAUCAGUCUCACAUUUCUGUCUCUGCUCUCAGAAAUAUCUGGGAGGCCCAGAGACAGAGCCGUGACCUGAAAUGCGAUGUCCUUCAGUCGAGAGAACUAGCUCGGUUUGUUUUUUCUUCUUCACAACCAGCCUGACACACAUAUGCUCACUGUGAAGUUGUUUUGUACUUAGGGCAGCACAGAAAGUGAUUGAUUCACAGCAUCUUGUGUGGACACAUACUGUAGGUUCUGUAGGUGCAAGGGCAGCUGGCUCAAGUCACACAGCAGAAUAAUAAACCCACAGUGGGGUGAUGUGUUUGAACUCUGUCUGACAGUCCCCUCUUUUUCUAUUCUGCCUACCCCCAAUUUCUCCUCCAGAGCCCAGACCACGGAGCCGAGGUGAUGACGGGCCCCAGAAUCACCCAGUAGGCCUCUCUUACUGGUCCCACACUGAAUGGGUGUCUGUUCCCUGACAUCUCCAUCUCUCAUCACCACCCCAUCAAUCCCAUGCCUCUGUAACCAUCCCUGCAGAGACAGGGCUCCACUUUGUCCCAAAAAACCCACCCCACUUCCCUACUUGUUUUCCUGCCUUAUAGCCCCAUGCUGUGCAGCGGGUGUGACAGCUACCUGACAGCAGUGGCCCCCAAGUGAGAGAAACUUUAGCCAAAGCCUCACUCUAUCUCCCAAAGCAUCAAAACACCAUUGCUAGAAGAAUCAGCAUCCCCUGACUAAUCCAAAUACCACGUGUCUCUCCAAGAGAGAGAGUCCCCCUUCCCCCACUCUGUAUACUCAUAAUGGAGCCCCUCUACCUUGCUUUCAUCCACAUCAAGGUUCUGUGACCCAGUAAACGCCUGCAGGAUCAAGGCCUCCUCUGGGAAUAGAGGUGGAUGUUAUCAUAGCAUUCCAGCCCACGUAAAAGUAUGCCAAUUAGCAUAGCUGGAGAAUGUUGUUUUGAUAUCCUCUUUCACCAAACCCCCAGCUUGAUGGCAGGCAGAGCCCAUGUGGUAGACUCUGAGCUGUCACUGGAGCUGCUAUUGCUGCUAAAUAGGUAUUUUCUGUUUCAUCCACACCAAACUUUUACUAAAGUUUGACUAUGGACAACACCAACCAGCUUGUUCAUGUCACAACAACAUCUCCAGUUUCAUAUUUCUACUUUACCCUUUUUCAUUUCUUGUCUACUUGGUUGUGUUUUGAUGUACUUUGAGAGAAAAUAGCUCUUCUAGCUGUGUUGAAUAAGUUCCCGUUCUUAGCCAUCCAGCUGUGUGUGCUGCAUGUGUGUGAAUUUGUUUGUGCAGUUACGGUGUGUAUGUAUGAGCUUUUUUACAAACUCCACUUGUAUGUUCCAGACAGGUUUAUAGGGUGUUUGCACUGCAGAGUAAACAAACUGUGAAGUCUGUUUGUGUACUUUCCUCGCUUUCUCCACUGGGAAAAUGAUGUAGAUCAGACAAAAAGUUUUUUUUUUUUUUCUCAAAGAAGCCACAGUGUUGGUCAGACACCGCAUUCAAGUUAGGACACAUACAUAAUAGUCUUAUUUUUACUGAGUGAUUCACAGAGCUGGGAACAUAUGGUACAACUGUCCUUUAAUCUUAAAACCAUAUAUUUGAUCAAAGUGGGAUUGUGGUCAUAUAAUGAAGACCUUUGACUCUGCUCUUUGGUGGUAAAUCCUUGACCUACUUCACCUUCAGACUACUCUGUUUAAGAAGUGGAUGUAAAGUUCUGAAAAUGUCCCUCAUUGUUUGUUUUGUAGGAGAUGUGGAGCAUGAUUUUGUUUGAAGGAGCACCAUGUCAUCAUAAAAAACACCUAAAGAGAAUAUAAAGACAGCCUAAAGCUGGACUGGUACCUUACUUAAUGUCUAUGAUUGGCCUCUAGUGGCUAAUCCUGAGGCUGACAAGUCUUCCAUGUAACUACAUUUCAUCUAAACAAAGUUAUCAAUUUUGAGUAACAUUUAUUUUAAUAAGCCUGGAUUUGUUUGUGCAACACUGUUGAAAUGGGCUCAAAAGUAGAUUGAAAUAGUGUUAAUAUUGUGUAAUUCUAUAAAUUGUAACAGGCUUAGAUUUCUAAGUUCAAUCUGCCCAGGAUCUAUUCACUGGACAUAAUUCAAUCAGUAAAGACAUUUUAAGAUUAGAAAAAAUGUAUUUGAUGAUAAGAAUGGUGCUUGACAGAAAGUCUUUGGCAUUUGGACUCUAUGGGGUGAUUUUUGAGAUCGUAGGAUGCCUGAUCUGCAUGGUGGCAGGAAGAUCGCCCCAAUGCAGUCCUGAAGCUGCUGGUGGUGGCUGAUGACUGCUGGGACCAGAUGGAUGAAUGAUGGAUCUGUUGAUUUUACCGAGAUCAGGUGGAGAUGGGGAGGUGGAUGGAGCUGUGAGUGGCGAGAUAGAACUAGAGGCAGAGAAGAAAUUCAUUUUAAAAAUGAGAGCAGAACAUGGAUAAGCUGACUGCGAGGGUGUGCUACUAUGCUAUUGGAUAAGGAAUGACACCAGUGAAUGGCUGAUUAACCAAUGACUGCUCUGAGUGAUGACAAUGGGAAAAGUGAGUAGUUAUGAGAGAGGAAAAGACACUUUAAGCAGCUGUGACAGCAAUUAUGGUCUUACUGAUUUAACUUACGCUGGAGCUACAUUUAAUAAAUUAGAACUAAAAGGAAAUUAGACAUUCAAACCAUCAAUCCAUCGUUGUAUCCAUCUGUCUUCCAUCUGCCCUUCUACCUUUCCAACCAUCAACCCAUCACCCAUCCAUCAAUGUAUCUACUUGUCCAUCAAUUAUCCAUUUAUCAGUGUGAUUAUCUAUCCAUUAUCCAUCCAUCCAUCAUUUUACUCUUGCAUCCGUCCAUACAUCUAUUUAUCUAUUAGUGUGUGAAUACAUGCAUCCAUCCAUCCAUCCAUCCAUCCAUCCAUUUAUUUUUGCAUCCCUCCAUCCUUGUAAUCAUUCAUCCAUCAAGUCAUCCAUCCUCUCAACUGUUCUGUCAUUUCUGCAUUAGCAGUGUGUUUCUCCUAAUAAAGAUCGUUUGGACCUUAGUUUUGGUACCUAUUAUGCUAUUUCUAUAUGAAAUGGCCACAUAACUGUACACCGAUUUUUUUAUUGAGGCCACAGCCUUAAAGUCCACAUAUAGUGGCAGUCAGAGUCAGUAGAAGAUUCAAACUAAUACAGAAUCUCUAACAAGAAAAAGAAGAGUUCAAUAAAAGACCAAAAGUCAACUCUAUCAUUCGUACUCUUCAUCUGUAAAAAAGACAUAACUCUUUUUUUAAGUACUUAUUGCGCUCAAAUGCAUUAUUUAGAUAUAACUAAAGUGUUAUUAAUUUCUCAGCCUAACCAAAUGCAGACUACAUUGUAAAAAUGUUUUUCUUAUUUCAUCACAUUUUCUCUCAAGUGCCAGCAUGUUAUAUUACCAUUAUAAGGUCAUGGUCUACAGUUACAUCUCUUAAGCGUUAAUUGAUUAGAUUCACAAAGAGGUUGGAGUCAUGGGUAUUGGUUUCAACACUGUAAAGCAUUGACACCCUUUUUGUGGAAACUAUCAAGGAGAUCUGAUUGUUUCUUGGCUUCUUGAACCUCUGUGCAAAACUGACAACACAAGCUGGGCAUUUUGUCUGGCAGUGUAUGCAGCUCUCGCUGUGUCCAUGCUUAGUAAUUCUGCUAACAGAAAACCAUAUGUCUGGUAGAUUUUGGAAUUGGGGAAAGACCCACACAAGUAUGGAGAAAACUUGCAAAUGUGUCUCAAUUUGACCGUGUCUGCGCUGGAUUUAAGCCCUGGACCUUCUUUGUGGAAGGCAACUUCACUUCUGCAGAAUUCAUGUUUUCAUCAGUUGUUACGCUGUUUAAUGAAAGUAAACAACCAAGAAAGUCAUUUUGCAACCUUUAAAACAUCUUAAAAACAGGGUUAAGUAAAUUUUCUCUGCUUUGGUUUGUUGGAAGAACUCCCACGCUCUCAUUUAUAUACUGCAAUGACACACGACGACAGCCUGACUUGACCUUCAACAGAUAUUUUUGCAAGAAUGAGUAAUCUUUGCAAUAUUAAAGCUGCAGUUAAUCUUUGUGAAUAAAGAUGACCCUACCAGGAGGGAAUAAAAGAGGAUACUUCAGAAACAGAUGCAAACAUAAUGUCAGGCCCAAUAAGCGUUUGGCAUCAGAGCCACCACUUUUUUUUGGUGAAAACUAUAGCGCUUCAAAUGAAGAGGCACAAACAGUGGAGUUCACAAUAUGCACUCGACCUCUUUUCAACCACAUGUCCUAACCUCAAACAAUGCGCUGUAACUCAAAAGCAUUGUUUUAGACAUGAGGCACACUCUUAGCGCUGGCUCUGGAUCCAACCUGACCACGAUACCAAAUGCCUUCAACUCCCUCAGAGAUACAGUAAACGCCUCCUUCCAACCCCAGCAGACUCUCUCCCUACAGCAAAAACCACUUGAGUACAUUUGCAGUGUGUUGUGACUCUAACCAGAUCUACUUGUCCACACUUUCCAUUGAAUACCCCUCCUGUACGCGGAAUAAAACAGGCAGUUCUGUCUCACAGGGUUUUAAUGUGUUAUUGUAGACAAACCUACUCAUAAAUCUAAUUUCUUGGCCGGACAAAUGGUAACUAAAAAGGAACCUCCACUUUUUGGUGUUGUUUUUAAAAUUUUUGAGCCUGACAAACAGUUUUGACUUGGCGGGGUUGGUCAUAGCCAGGAGGGGGCCGGAAGGGUUUUAGAGAGAGAUGUCGAGUGAGUUUGUGGUUGCCGUUUUAAGUUGGAUUAGUAGUGUCACUUGCCAGAGAGCACCAUAGUCCAAGAAGAAUGUGACACCACUGUUUUGCUCUAUAAAUCAAAGGACAAGCUUGUUCUGACCGCAAGAGCAUUUUGUGAUUCCCCAGACUAAUGAUUUAUUUGUAAGUAGCACUUGUACAAAGUAAUUCAGAAUGAGAUCAUGAAGGUUUAUGUCGACAUCUGUUAUUCAGACAUAUUUUUUUACAUGUGUAUGCCACAAUCUCUGAUAGGUAAAAAGUAAUGUUGUCAGUGUCUGGAUUUCCAUUCAUUCUGCCUCCAGUUCCUCUGGGACUCGUGGUUUCGAGUAGUAAGGGGUUUCUGGCCUCUCUAGUUCUGCUGGUGGAAGGAUAUAUGAUAGGAUAGGUUGUGGUGUGGCUGUUGUGUGUGUUUGUGUUUCUGCUCUGACUGCUGCAAUGUUUUCGUUCCUGCAAAAGUGUGACUUGGCCUCGGGCUGUCACGGCUACUGGCUUCACGUGGGAUGUCGGUUUGGAUCGCAGGAUGGUUUUGAUUUAGGAUCCUGAUGCUUCCUGCAAAAUUUGCUGUAGUAGACAUAAACAGUUCACAAUAUAACGAGUAUUUCAGUCUAAAGCCUCUUUGUAAUUGAUUCUGCCGUAUAUCACAUAAGGAUUACUUUGGGUAUUUGUUUUGACUUGCAUGUCUUCCUAAUUUGUGAUCUGAUCAAACAUGAUAACCGUGUCGCUGGAGGAUACAGAAUGCUGACGUUAUUAUCUGUUGCAUGAAGGGAGCUUUAAUAAAUGAGCCCUCUGAAUCCGUGUAUGGAAAACAUAUGCUUGGAAUACCAAUUUUCAUGUUUAAUUUGUGUCCUCAUGUGAACUUACUUUUCCCACUACAACUUAGAUUUAUUCCGGGAUCAUCUUUUUGUAAGCUGAUAGUAAAAUUAGAUGAACUCUUUCGUCAGUUCAACACCCCGAAGGAUCGUCUAAUGUUUCCAUCCAGUAUUUAACGAUGUCAAAAAAAUGAAAACCUCACCUGCCCCAUGGGAUAGAUCACAGCAGUCUGAUAACCCUGCAGCGAAAAAGACUAAAUAAUCUUUGUAGAAACUUUCUUGCCCUCAGGGUGAUUAAUAAAGCUGCUUAUCAUAAUGAACAUGACUUAUCUGGCAAAAAGAUUAUAAACAAAGGGACUAAAAGAAUAGCUUAGGGUUAUUAUUCCAAAGUUAUAAUGGGCCUCAUUGUUUCUCAUCGAUCGGCAACCCUGAAUCUAUGAACAAACUCAGUCUUUUUCUCAAUGUGUCCACAAUUAUGUUUGUAACUUUCACAGAAACACACGUCAGUUGUGCAACGGAGCAGUGUUUAAGACUCCUGGGUCACAUCUAGGUCUUGGAACAGGCCUUCUUAAUGCAGGUGGAACUGCAGAACACCAGUGUCUCGGUCUCAGAUGGAUAAUAAUUCAGUUUAAAAAAAAAAAGCUGGAGUCUGACCUAAUUAGAAACAGAAAUGAAAACAUGUCAUGCUGCUGUAGUCAUGAUUUCAGCAAGUUGAAGUACUGGAAUCACCCAGUGCGGCUUAGUCCAACCUUGGGACCACUUGAAGGGGAUUUGAUUUUUAUCAUGGCUCCUGUUCAAGUCGACACCCCUCAUAUGAGCUUGACAGUGAUUUACCAGUGACAAAAGUAAAAGCCAAUGUUCUGAGUGACUCCAAGGUGUGGACAAUGUUUCUGACCCUCAGAGGAGACCUGGGUUCAAAGAGUGUACCUUAAUGACAUUAUGUUUGCUGGUCGCCUUGUGAGUUUUUUAAUCUCUUGCAUGGGUGGCUAUUUGUUUUCUCUGUGCUCUCUGUAAGUGCAUAGCUCCAUGUUUUGUGAGCAAAAGGGAGAGAUAGAGCGAUAGCAACAGAAGAAAGGAGUGUCUGUGUGUACCAGGAAAAAAUGUGGAAGUGAUCAAGAAACUUAAGCUUCAGUCUGCCUUUCAUUGCCCUUUAAAUCCUCUCUUAAUCACCUUUCUGUCUUAUACAAACCUGUGACCAAAACCAAACAACACAAGGGCUCAAGGCUGUACAGGUUUACAGGACACAUGAAAGCCAAAAACAGGCAGGCGUGUGAUCUGACAAUAGGAAACCUAUCAGUAAUAUUUGCCCUGUUGUCUGUCUUUGUGCCUCUCUGUAGCUUCUCUAAUUGGAGGCCAGAUCAAAAUGUUGUGGCAACUCCACUGGUCAUCACCAAUGAUGUUUGUAUUGGUCAAAGAAACUAUUAAAUUUCUCCUUUGCCAUCACCAGAAUUACUUUUUUUCUUGUAGGCCUGAAAAUGCUGGCCAUGUGUUGUCUGAAGGUUGUAGUGCAGCCUCCCUCCACUACUGGGGGCUGUAGCUCCGAUUAAAGGCUACAAUCCUCUAUUACCCAGAUGUGAGUAACCCCUUAGUAAUGAUCAACCAGCUCACGCAUGGGGAUGUGACUUUGCAGGAAGUACCAAAGGGUGGUGGAGCUAGUUCUGCUAAUGGUAGCCACAAUCAACAGACUCAUCUGACACCGUUCAUGAGCAGUCCCUGUGAUCCUGUUUUUAUCCACGUAAAUGAAUUUUGCCCAUUUUGGACUGUUAGUCAGUUAGUCAGAAUUUAAGUUUGUGUUUCAACAGCAAGAUAGCUAGUCGCUUUGGAACAUCGUUUAAGUGUGUAAAUAUACAUGAUACAGGGUAAUGGAAAUGAUGGCUGGGUUUUCCAUGAUCUAAUGGGAGAAGUAAAGUCAACCACAAUAUUUUGACAGCAUUGAAAGCUUAAUUUUUUAAAGCACAGCAUGAAUUCCCCUCAGCAGUAUUCAGUGUAUCUGUCACAAUUUUACCACUGAAGUGAUCACACACAAAGGUUUGAUUUCUUCUCUUCAUCGGCAUAUAGAACACAGUCAUCUGCAUAGAGUAUAACAAAUUAGUUGAUGACAGAUACCAACGCUGUGCUGACAUAUUGUAUAAUUAAAUUUUUAAGUAUCAAAUAAUAAUCCAAAUCUAAGGUAAAAAUACACAAUCAAAUUGGACAACCCUCAGUGAAUGCUGUUGUUGAAUAAAAAAAGUAGCCAAAGUCAUGUGUCAUGACUCAUAAGAACAUCAAAUUGUAGGGAAAAAAACACUGUCAGGAAAAGCAGGAACUGUUUGUUCCUUCUUAGCUUUCCGUUUAGGUCUCAUAUCUCAACUCUGCCACAGACCUCUGAGCCAACACCAGUCUAGUCAGUCAUCAUUGCCUUAUUGUUUGUGGUUCAUGUCUGUGUUGAUACACUGGAUAAACAAUAUCACAGAAUAUUUAACUUCAUGUAACUUCAUAACUUUCCUUUUCUUUUUUUUUUACUAUCGACCCUAAAGUCAAGAAUCACAGCUUCUCAUUUCCUAGUAGUUUUUUUUUUUUAGGAAAGUUUUAAGCCUGUACUGUUAAUUAUUUGUACUGUAUAUCAAAGUAACCUCAAGAAAAAUAUGAGAAACAAAUAAAAGUCAUGCUUUAAGGAGAGUUUUAAAUCUAAUCUGAGGAUGCGUACUUGCUCCAAUUUGAAGACGGGGUUUUGGCCGCCUGGGAAUAUUCUUUUUUUAAGUUUUCCACAUUCAGACACCAAGUCAGUUACAAGAUACAAUUUGGAGCCUGUGUGUUCAACAAAUCAUAAAAACCUGUUUGAAUAAAAUCAGAGGCCAUAUAAGUCUCUACCCCGUGUGGCACUCUUCCCGUGAAAAAGGGGGGACUGGGGUGCUAUUUUUGGUCCUCUAGGAGAUAAUUAAAACUUUCCCAGGGUGUCAGUAGAAUGAGAUAUGUUCUGUGGAUUAUAGCAGGCAGCUUGCAAAAAGCAAGUAAAACUAAGAGCUUGUUGACACAUAUGGUUUAUUUCUCUGCAGCCAUGGGCUGUAAAUCACUUUUACUAUGUCAGCCCUUGUCUGGCGUACAUAUUACCAUUUGUUUUUGUUUGUGCGCAAGUAACUGCUGCACCUCUUGUCGCAAUACUUAUCAGCAUGCCACUCAGUCAUUACUCAGGCUGCUUUUGGCUUACAUGUGUGUGAUAGGGUCUGGGCAUGGGCUGAAAAGCCAGGCAGGGAGAAGGCAGGCUUUGCCUUGUUGUGUGAGUGUGGAUGUGUAGAUGUGUGGUGGGAUAAAAUUUUGAAAUCAGGAGCACAACACUCGUCCAUCUUGGCAGCAGACCUGUGACACUGGAGAGAGAGUGUAGCAGCAGCAGCAGAGCCAGCCAAUCAUUCUGCCAAUCUCUCUCCCUGCUGGAAACAGGUCUUUUCCACUCUUUAUUAGAUCUGAUUUAUACUUUUUGUAAAGUACCGAACAACGCAGGUUCAUGACAUUAUGCAUGCUUUGGCAUGAGGAGGUUGUAGAGUGAGCAGCAGAGUGAGGGGCUAACCAAAUAAAAAGGCUGCAAACAGGCAGCAAAAUCUAAAGCUUUUGCCGACUGCAGGCUUUUAUUACCUUGCCAGAAAACUGUCUUGAUGCAGUGAGAGACCGUUUCUCAUUCAAUUACGUGUUCCAUGUGUGCGUUCCAAGACUUCAUGCACAGCGGCUCCUGAGCGGGCCUGAUCUUUCACACACAUCCUCAUCUCCAACACUCAACUCAUUGCCUAUCAAAACAGGACUGCACAGGCUCUCUCUGCCACUUGUGUGCAUGAAUGUUUUAUGUGUGCCUGUUCAGUGUCUUUAUGUGCUCAUUGUGUUUCAGGGAUAUUUCCCAGAGAAGAUGUUGAGGCACGUGCCUCAUUGCUUACCCACUCGGUAGUUCAGCGCAGUGCUUUAGGCAGUCACUGUGUUUCUUGUUCGAUGGAACGUGUACAGGUGGUUCGAAGCACAUGUUUUAACACCAGUCACCUGUUGAACAAGAAAAUAGCACUUGUAUGGGUGAUAUACUGUAUAUAUAGAAUAGUGCUGAUUUAUAAUAAACCUUGAUUAUCCAAGAUUUCAGCAGGAUUUCAUCAUCGUUCUUAGAAGUCUAAAAAGUGAAGAGCAGGUUCAAGAAAAGACUGUUUAACACAGAAUAAUUCCAGCACGUGAACUGUGGUGCAUGCACUGAACAUCAAGGCUGCUUUACCUCUAACUCAGAUGUGUAUACAUGCAAAAAAAAACAGCUAUCCCCCACCUCAUCAUGCAGGUAUGUUUUUCUGACUUUGUAUGAUUUCAGUUGAAUAUGUAUUUUGGACAUUUACUGUCAAAGUCAGACUAAAGCAAUAGGCAUACAUUUAUUUUUUUAAAGCUCCUGAGAGCUUUGUGGAGUUUGUGUGAACUUUGGUGCUCCAUGUGAACAAAACAGUCUUCGCUUAUCUUGUCCUCCUUGCUUCAGUAGUGUCCUCUGACAAAAAAUAAUAUCUCACACUGCUGACUUUUGAUGGUUUAACUUUUUGUUUAUUGUGAAAAUUUUAUGUGGAAAAAUAUCAAAACAGGACUGUUUCCCGAGCUUCUUGGCCGACACCUCCCACCUGCACAAGUUUCAGACAUUACAAUUUACGAUUCAAACACCAUCAAUUUUGUUUCUUACCUUUUUACUUGCUUUUUUUGUAUAAUAAAAUGCAUCAUUAUAAAUUUCAGUCUAUUCGAUAAAUGUCAAAAAUCUCAUCACAGGAGCUUGAACAUCAUGUAAACAUCGUCUUCUUUUCCUCAAAUGGCAUAUGAAUUAAAAUUAUAAAAUUGAAUAUUUAUAAUUAGUUGACUGCAGAGGACAAAAUAUUUGUUAGGCUGCAUCCCAGGUGUGCAAGACAGCAGGCAGGCACCUUCACGCACUUUCACAUUUGUCACCUCAUUUCUGGUAUCAAAAUUAGGGAUGUACCAAUCCGAUAUUCGGAUAUUGGUUCUGUUAUUGAUAAAUUAACUGGAUUGGAUAUCUGAUGAAUGACGCCAAUCAAGGGUUCUGAUCCAGUCUUUUUUUUUCUUCUAAAUAAUAUCAUACACAGCAACACAAUGAUUCUGUCUAUACUUUUGCAAUAAAUGUUUACAUGGAAGUCUUACUUCUUUUUGUUGUGUGCUAAUGUGCAAUUUGUUAAUAAAUAAUAUGAAAGAAAUUUAUAUCUGUGUUAAUUUGUUACCUUCUUUUUUUUUUUUUAACAAGGCUAAUGUCAAGCCUGAAGACUUCACUCACAGGGAAAGAUGUACAGUUCAUUCAUUCAACAGUAGUAUUGCAUCAGUAUCAGAUAUUUUGGCAAAUACACUCAGCCCAGGUAUCGUAUCGAAUUGGAUCGAAAAUUAUGGAUCGGUGCAUCACUAAUCCAAAUGAUAUUAAUUCCAUGGUGCUGUUUUGGGUUUUGGCCCACACUAUCCUCAUCCUUUCGCUCCUGCAAACACAGCCAACCCUAAAAUCUUAACACUGCUCACACAUGGAUGCAACACUCUACAUACAUACACUCUGGCAUUUAUACUGUCCUAUAAAACACUCUCGAGCAAGAUGUGCUGAAGGCCAUCUUUUAAACUUUAAAUGUUAUUCCCAUUACAAUGAUACUGGAACAUUCCUUUAACAUCAAUGGAUAACAAUUAUGAGUUAAACAUACAUGCUGUGGGUUCCCGUCAGUCAUAAGCCCCUAGAAUUGUCCAGACUUUUCUCUCCCAUAUGGUGUCCUUGGAUACAAUUUCAAGUUUUAAAGGUUGGAGAUUUAGACCUAUAGAAGUGCUAAAAAUCAUUUCUUUCUGUUUGUUUAAACAACUCACAGGAGAAACAAAUGCACUUAUGCAUGCAUAUUCACGAACAGUGCAACCCUCAGAGGUACAGUAAUAAAAAAGUGAUGGUAACAUGAGAAGAGCUGCAGCCAGCUGAUGCACCAGUAAAGAAAAGCCUCUAAAACAGUGUAGGCUAAUUGGAUGAAAUCCUAAAAGAUGGUCAUAAUGUAAAUGUAAGAGGUGGGUAAUCUACACUCAAGGAUACUCAGAAUUUGUUUAAUAAAGUGACAGUCAAUGUAAAUAUGGCUUUUAUUUGUUUAUGUGUGUAAAUCCUUUCAUACAUCCAGAUGUAGGGGGCACUACAGAGGAUUCAGGCUGCCCUGGAUUUGGUUUUCCCAGUUUUACGACAUACGAGCGAUGUUGAUACAUGCUACUAAACACAUCACAUAAAAGUCUGCAUGCCUGCUUGACUUUUAUUUUUACUAACUCAGGUUUACUGUCAUUUUCAGUUUGUUCUGUUAGUAUCAGUUAUUGGUGGCUGCACAUAUCUGUUUUGGACCGAGCGCUCGUCUUUUUAAAUCUUUGGUCUUCUUGAGUACUCCCUGUUUUGUAAUACGGGCAGCAUUAAAACCCUUGCUUUGGAAUACUUAUGGUAACAUUGUACAAUACCAAAGCCAAACUUUAAUGAUUUUUUUCCAUCUUUUCUCCUCUUUGAACUUCUAAAUCUGUUUGCGCCACAGAUCAAAACUUUUUCCUCAGGCUCUGAUUAGUUAACUCUGUCACCUGUGUACGAGACAGACUCAGCCUGCCGAUUUAUGAUGCCUGUUCUUGCUCUGUCCUGUUCUAAAUGAUCACAGUUUCCACAUUAACAAGCCAAUUUUUUUUUACGUGCCUGUCUCUGCUACAAAGAAACGUCAAUUGUCUUUGACUGCAAAAGAUCCCAGCCUCUGAAAGUGGAGAUGUUGUUUGAGAUUAAAAAAGACAUUAGGGAUAAGAAUUGCUCUGGGGGAAGACGGUUUCUGAGUGGGUAAAUAUUUGAUCCCGCUGAUCUUGACAGUCUGCCUUGAAAAGCAUUGACACAAUGUGCUGAGGGCAGUGAAAUGAUGCUGCUCCUACACUUUGAUCAGGGCUGAGUUUACUUUUUUUUAACAUGGGUGAUGGAUGAGCUAAAUCUUAUUUUACAGUUGCUGAAAUCAGUGCUGUAGAGUUCUGUAAAUGGCCCGCGGUUGACCCAACUUAUUGGCAGCGUCUGUCCACAGCUGCAUAACAUAUUUUCUCUUUGUGUUCCUCAGCUCCAGCUCUGACCCUCGCCUCAACUGAUUCGCCACAGAGGCAAGGCCACACAGGUAUGCACUGAUUCUCCCACUUUAAAAAGCUGCUUUUAUUUUCUUGUGAAUGAGUGCUUGAUUUCACCGUUAGCCUGCCUGGUUAUCAAUUUUUUUUCUUCUCCCUCUUUCACAGUGUGUAAAUCAGAUGCUGUGAAUCUAAUUGGUCUUUGCUUUAAUUACAUGCAAGAGUGCUGCUCUCUGUGGACCACACUACUGUUUUCCCUGCAGGAUUUGGAGGCUUGUUUAUGCAUGAAUAUGAGUUUUAUUGGUCUGGACAGUGCACUGACGAUAAGUGAGCAGCCAGUGAUCUGCUUUCAGUGCUGCCCAAUCAGGCCUGUAAACAGAGCAGGGUUGGGAGCGAGCUAAUGAAACAGAGACUCGGUCCAUUUUCUGCUGCUUUGAUCCACAUUACAGGCCCUGCUGGACCGCAGAGUGCUCCUUCAAUGUCUUGCCUCCCGCUUAUUCCAACCACAGAGCUAAUUGGUCAGGGUCUCCUUGCUUCGCUUCUGCUGUUUGCGGGACAGUGACCAGAAGAUUAGUGAGCAGCAAGCUGGAUCUGGUACUUUGCAGACUCCUCAAAGAGGUGUACGCUGUUGUGUUUUGAUAUUUGGAUCUUUGUAAGUGAGGCUGCACAUGUGAACAGCGGGACUUUUGGUGCGUAUGCUUGGGUUAGCAUGUAAAAAGGCCUUAUUUUGAGAAGUGGAUGAGAGAAGUGUCAAUCCAAAGCAGGCUGUAUCACAGCGGGCCCGUUAAAGAGCUGGACCGAACUCUGCCGCAUUCUGUCCCGUAACUCAGGCUAUGACUCAGAGGAGCUGUUAGAGAGAUGGAUAAAUCAAAGAGCGGGGUUGUUGAGUUUGGUUUACUCUUCACCACAAAUAUGCUCAGUGUGUUAGCUUCCCAUUGGUGAAUCACAGGGUGAUGGUGGGAAGCAGAAAGGAAGGACAAGAGGGAAAGCAGGCAGUCAGACAGAUAGAUGGACAGUUAACACCUACUGAUAUGGAGGUUACACUAAUUCUGGCCUGAGUGUUUUUGGCAUUUGGACUGGGCCUGAGGAAGGGGAUGUGAAGAGGGGCGCGAGAGAUGAGAGGGAGGCGUGGAGGCAAGUCUGGGUCUGAGUGGAAACUUGAAUGGAGUGGAAACUGGGCUGGAGGCCACUCAGCAGAUCCACCUGAACCCUGCCAGAGCAAUCAGCUAUCAGGCGGUUUGAGAGGGGACCAUUUGCCCCCUAAGUGAAUUCAGUAGGGGUUUGUAGGGAUUUGGCCGCCUUUUUGAGCUCUAAUGCAGGGAUAUUUUGGUAAGUGAAGUCCUCUUGUUUUCUGGAGAGAAAGCCAGAGCCUGUCUGCCUUUUAAUGGGAUCACAGCAGACACCCCAGAAACCACCGCCAGGUGAAGUGAUUCCACUCUCUACUUCCAGCUGUGUAAACACUCUCACAAACACACACAAUCUCCCCCUGCUCACACACACGCAUAGACACAUGUACUAUCACUUCUAAUAAAAUGCUCGCUGGCUCACAUCAGGGGAAAUGCUCCCUUUCCCCUUUUGCUCUCAAAUAAAAACAAGGCUCAUUUUUCUGCCUUUGAGAAACCUCUUGGCCUUGUUAAACACAAUGACUUGCUUGAAAGAUGUAAACAAAUUUAACAAGAGCUGGUUUUGUCCUUUCUCAGGCUGGAAGGGAGAAAGACAUUGUCUUGCCUCUUUCACCUCAUUCUGACUUUGAUUUCAUUCUCAUGUGAAUCUUUUAUUUAGCUUUCUUGUCAACAUUAAUUCUGUUUGUUACCUUUACUCUCCUUGCCUGUAAUUUAGUCUGUCCUGCACCCUUAUUAGACCUUGAUGUAGUGAUAUUUAGAUCUCACAUCAACCUCUUUUCCUGAAUCAAUGCUGAAAAUGUUUAUACUACAAUCGUACAUUAUGAAACUUUGUGAAAUUUUGGCCUCGGUCACUUUUGGAUGCAGCUUCACUCAGCCUGCCUGCAGGGCACGUUUCUGCAAAGAGUGAGGGGAGGAAACGGUCUUAGUGUCCAGGCAGUAGCUGUACUGUUAAAGGCAUUUGGUCUUUCAAACUCCAUUGUUUAUGUAACCAAGAGAAAGUGGAGACUCCCCGAUGGCCCUUUUGAAAAGCAGAUGCCGGAGAUUUUUGCCUCUGCUUUUUAUGGCUUAUUUGCUACCAAGGAGAUUGUGAGAUUUCAUAUGGGACUGAAUCUUUCAUCACUUUGCACGUGUCAGGCAGAAGUUAUCUGCAAACGGGGGCUUUAACUGAUUAUGAGUGUGUGUACAGCCUGUUCUCCGUUCUCUGGAGUUAGACUGGAUGGUUUUAUCAUCUGUCCAAUGUAACACCUUUAAAACUUAUGUGAAGAACAUUUUAACCAAUAGAUCCACUUUUUACAGCAGAAGUCAAACCUCAAGCUGAGGUUCCUCUUCCAUAAAGUUACCCGGACCUGUCAGAAGUGAGAAAGGAGGAAAGAUGAUGGACUAACAAAAGACCUAUUUGCAGACGCUGGCAGACUUAAGUGUUAGACUUAAGUGUCCUAAAAGGCGGGGGAGUAUGAGCAAUGUGAGAAACCACUUGGCAAAUCAUCACCCUGAAAAGAUUAAAGGAGACCGGAGGUAAAAGAAAAAAUAAUAAUCCAGCCAGGUCCAAAGACUGUAAUGUAAGCACUUAUUGCCUAACCUACAAGAUGGUUAGGUUGCCGCUCCCAGAAGGUUAAUGAUCUUAAUGUCCAAUCAGUGUUGGACACAAUGUUGGAUCAAUGUGGCGCUUUUUAUGGGGGUAUUAUCAUUUAUAUGGAAACAUCCCUCGUCUUCAGUUUAUGGCAGGUGUGAGGUUUUCCUUUCAGUCACAUAAUUAACAAAAACACAUGAUAAUAAUAUGCAUAUGCAGCACUAUUAAUAUUAUAAAGGCAGACUUGCCAUACAGAUGUAAAAACACUAAAUGUCAGAACAGUUAAAGUGAAAUUGCAGAUCCAGACUAAUUUUCCAGCUCUGCUGAUGAUUGCGCUGUAUCUCCUCUCAGCUGUUUUCACUUCACCAUCAAGGCUGCCCACGCUGCAGAAAGCCCCUUUCUCAACAAGUCAGUUAGUUUCCUAUUUAGCCUUGGCGGCUAAUUUUUCAUUAAGUAAGGGAAAUAUCCAGAGACUGUUCCACGUGUGAAAUCAGAUGGAUGUGCUUGUCUGGAUGGGACAGCUGAAACAAACACACCCUCAGGUAUUUUUCACUCUAUUAUCUUUUCCUCAGAUGAGCUCAAGUGUCAACAUUAUUUUUAUUACCGUGCUAUCUUAUGUUCGGCCUGUUUCACUGAGGCCUUCGUAUUGUUUGAACAUAUUUUGUGUCAUGUGUGUAGCCAUGUGUGUAGCCAGCUGGAAGGUGAGGUGUUUUUAAUAAAAAUCCAACCAUGCCUUACAGCCGCAGGAUGAAGGUCCAACGUAUGCUGUCAAUCUGACAGGAUUUGAUGCCAAUGCAGGCAAACUGGUCCUCAAAAGAUAUAUUAGCCGUGAAGAGAGUUUUUUUGUGAUGUGUAGAAAUACAAUCCUAGCCCUAUGGCGCAUAACGGGUGUUUUAUCCAGCUGUGAUAUGCUUGUAUUCGUAUUUGGAUGAAGAUUUUGUUUUGGGAGGAUGAUAAUUCUUAAGAAAAAUUGCUCUUCCCCACUGGUGCAUUUCUCGGAAAAACUGGCAAUUUUCUCAGAAACUAUCACGACUAUUAUUCGACCGCUCUGUGACUCAGUGCUACAAUUGUAAUAUUAAAGUUGUCUGUCGAGCACAAAGAAACUUUGAAUAGUGUGAAGGAAUUUGAUUUCCAGCUGGAAUUAAAUAUUUGGUUAUACCACUUAAUUUUGUUUGGACAACUACAAAAGCCCUUUGAGAAAAUAAGUAUGUUUACCGUCCUCAGUUUUCCUGUUAAAUCGUCUCUUCUGAAUUUACCCUUCAGUGGGACUUUUCUCCAUCUCUUUGUUCCGACCUCUUGGGCUUUUUUUUUUUGUCUCUGCAAACCCCUCUAUGGACUCAAGACUGUGCAUUUUGAGACAAGUCGCCAAUCCGAGCCCUCCUGGACUGCAUUAGCUCCUGUGUUAGCUCAGAGCUCAGCGUUAUUGAAAGAGUCUGGGCUGCAGCCUCAUCUGUUUGCUCAGCUGGAUGACUCAAGCGUCCCCCGAGGAUCAGUCAGCUGCUGUCCCUCUGGAUGUGCCACCAAACAUUCACCACUGCUGUGGUCCCUGCCUGGUCCACAUACAUGAAAUAGUGUGGGGGUUUACGGGAAUAUAAACUGGCUGCGUCAUACAUAAAUCUGUUUUAUGCACGGGAAUAGAUGGAGGGAACCUGAUGUGACACACAGCUCAUGGUAUAAUGUAGUCUAUGUCAUUGGGUGUAAAUUUAUGUGCUGGUGUUCUCACUUGGUUUUAUGUUGGGCUGGCUAUCAAACUUUAUUGGUCACUUUAACUGCUUCUGAGGACAAACAUCUCAAGGGUGUUGAUUUUGCAAAGAGACAUGACAUAUGUCACAUUUUUGUGUUGUUCACUAAUUUGUUUUUUAUCCUAAUUUGAAGGUAAAUUGAUGUAAUUUCACGUGAAUUUUAGAGGUUAAAAGUUCUGGUACAGUUUGGUUUGUCAAACGUGUAGAGGACCUUUUCUUGCUUGAAGUUCUCUUUUUGGAGAAUAUUUAAAGACCCACUCCGAUGAAAAUCAUGUUUUUCCUGUUGUCUACAUGUUCAUAUGGCAUUUUUCUGAUACUAGAGGACAUAUGAGGAAAAGAAAUGCGAAAUGGCAUUUCUGAGUAUUCAUCUAUUCAAAUAACUGAGUCUCUGGCAGACCCAAAUUGCAGACUCAGACACAGUAAGAUUUCCUACGUAACCAAUCCAAGCUCUGCCCCCCGAGCCCCACUAUGCAGGCCAGGCUUGGAGAAAUAAAGAGAACUAUCAUGAAACAAGCAUCUGCGAUUUCUGACGUUGUUUUAGAUGUUUGUAAUAUCAGGAGCAAUGUUAGCCGAUUGUUUGUUUUGCCGAUUCGUGCAGUUUACAGCUCAACAGCUCUAGUAAACAAAUAAGAAAUGUCCCGCUUUCUGUCCCAAGGCUGCGCGCGCAUACCUGCGAUGACGCUGCACAGAAACUUCUGAUGAUCAAACUUACUUUAUUUUCAACAGCAAAAGGCAAAUGUGAAAAAUAUGAGUUCGAUUGUAGGCUUGGAGAAAAUGCAUCUUACACUGCUAAAAGCUAAUUUUACAGAAAGCUUUGAUUUAUUGAUCAGAACAAGAGAUGGUUUAAAUGUUAGUAAAAGCACUUGUAUGUUUCAGCCCUAGAAAGAAGGGUGUAAAAAUGUCAAAUGACUCCCAGCUCUGGUUUUAUGUGGUAUAUGACCCGUAAAAAUGAUGUGGAUAUUAGGGUGGCGAGAAGUUUUAUCUGACUUCAAAAUUUUGGGUAUUUGUUCUGCCAGCUGAUCCCCUCUCCGCUGACUUUUGAGGCUCCACAAUGACCUUCUGUCUGGCUGGCUGACUGGAUUAGUGGUGCAGAGAGCUGAGAGGCAGCUGAGUGAUAUACUGUGUGUGUAAAAGUAAAGGGCGUUAUGUAGAACAUAAGCCAGAAGCAGUAAAAGCCACAAUAUAUCUGGAAGGACGUGUCUUUUCUACAGCACAUCUAUCCUUGGUCUUAGUGGUGUGCAAGUGUUUCUGUGUGUUUAUAUAUGUGUGUGUGUGUAUGUGUGUCCCAAUUCCCCAAACUGGAGCCUGGCCUCACAGAGAGACCCCAUGAGCUGAUUUAUGUUUAGAUUUCAUUCCAUUCAUUCUGUAAUGUUGGGUAGGUUUCAGCAGGAACUGUUGACCACUAAAUCACCCAAUAAAAUGUGUGUCAUAUGUGGCUGACAAUGCGAGCUACAUGUUAUUAACUAUACAUCAUGGUUACUCAAAGUCCUCCUGCGCUGAGCAGCACUGGCAGAAAACCUAGAGGGUAGAAACAUGCAUGAAGUGAAACAUGCCUGUGACUUCAAGUUUGUUUGCCCUAUAGCGCACAUAUUUGACUCUGUGUGUGUGUGUGUAUGUGAGGCAGAAAACCAUGCAGCGGUAGCCUAAUUUGUAGAGAUAGUGGCAUCAUUAAACUGAGUCUGAGUAAUGGAGACUAAUGUGGGAUUAGGAAGACCUAAUGGCCUGCUCUCGUCUGGAAUGCUUCGGCAGCAGCUCUCGGCGUGGAAAAUGGAGUGAUAUGGAAUAUCUUUUGACAAGCCUUCAUUCAUUUUCAUAAAUGGAUGCUAAUGGGGAAAAAUAUAGAAGAAGGGCUCAGCUGUGGAAAAAGAGCACAAGGUCAAGGAAAGCUGUAUGAGUUAUUAUGUUUGGUGUCCAAAAGGAUAUGUUGGUGAUCUUCAUGGCUUUAGAAAAAGUGGCGUGCCAUUUUUGAAGUCUUGUAUUAGCUAAUGUUUUCAGCAGCUUUUGACAAAUACUUUUGUGUUUCUAAGCAGAAGUGGGAGUCUUGUUGAUUGUCUAUCCCAGCCACACUACCACUAAUGGAGGUGUUGGAUUUACAGCUCCUGUGGGGAGAUUUCUGACAUUUAUGAAACAGGCUGAAAUUUAUUUUGAAGCAAACAAGAAUUUAAGAAAUUAUAUUGAUGAUGCUUGUAUCGUCAUCGCCUGAAACUUGUGCGGUAAAGUAGGUGUGAGCCAAGCCGCUGGAGGAACAGCCCUGUUUUUACUCUUUUCACAUAAAAAUUUUCAUAAUAAACAUGAACUUGGCUGUCGAAAGUCAACAAUAUGAGACCUAUCUUGAGCCACAUUGUUCCUUGUCCUAAUCCGGCUUUAAUUACUGGGAGGUGGGAGUGCUUAUUGAUGCUCGACUGGCUCCAUUGCUUCUCUCAAUAAGUUGCUCAGCUCAGUCUGUCACACUUUAAAAGUAUUGACUGUAUAUAAAUCAGAUAGAGUAAACAACACCCUCAUUUUCUUUCAUUGUGAGGCAUGAUGAAAAAAAAUUACCUCAAUAGGCGGUAGUUUAUUUUGCCAAGACAUGUGCAGAGGUGAUCUGGCUGGUAGAGCUAGGGGGGCGACGUCACACCCUUUCUGCUAAUCAAAACACAAACACUUAACUCAGUGAUACUAUGUCCAGCAGAACUAAUUCUUGUGUUUAUCUGAAGCCGACACCUUUAGCCAUGGAAGUUUUAAUAACUCUUGUGUUUGUGUUUUCUUUCGCCGUUCCUCCUCUGCUGCUUUUGUUCCAUACAGAGUGCUGUUCAAGCCCUCAUUUGUCCACAGGGAUGUCAAUAAAUCAACUUUUUAUAAUCAAAUAACUAAAUUAUUAGGGGUGGGAGAAAAAAAUCAAUUCACAUAAGUAUUGACAUUUUUUGUUUUACAACUUUUAAAUCGAUUUUUUGUUCAAAAAUCUUUUUCUUUCCAAAUGUAAGAAAAAAUCUAAAAAACUGACUUCAAUUUGGUGUUUAAUUUUUGGGGAAGUAUAGUUCCUGGAAUAGUCAGUAGACAAACAUAAUCAUUCAACUGUUUCAUUGGUGUUAGAAACGCAGACUAAGAAUCGAGAAAAUCAACAAUACCUUAGAAUCGCAAUUUAAAUCGAAUCGGCAUCCAAAAAAUAGUAGAAGAAUCGAUUCGGAAGAAAAGCAUAUCGUCCCAGCCUUAUAAAUUAUACACAACUUUUUAGGAUAAGUCAAAACAUGUUGAAGAAAAAUUCAUCCUGGAUUUUUUUUUAAAAUCACAGUUUGACGCUGGUUUCAUCUGUUACAUGGGGGAGGUGGGAUAAUGACUUAAACUUUAAAGCUCUAAAACUUUUGUCCUCACAGUCAGUUACUACCUAUGGUGUCCCUUUUAUUAGACAAUCUAGGCCCUAAAACUUCUUCACUUGGUGGUCUCUCAUGUACCAACAACCUCUGUGGUUUUCAGCCGGCUUAGCUAACCAAGAAAACAAUCAAAAUUGGGGAAAGUCACAGUGGAAAUUAGAUUUUGAAAAAUGACUUUAAUCAGUGCAAAAGUUUCAGACUCGUAUCUUUUCAAAUAAAGUCCACUCGAUUUUGGUUUCAGCAGCGAGACACAAACUUGUGAAAUACAAUAAACAUACCACAGGUACUCCCUGCAACUUUUCUGAAAUCACCAAUCACUGAGGUCUCUUAGACUUGACAAAAAGUCAAAUAAUGGCAGUUUGUUUGUGCUGUCCUUUACUAGUGUGACCUCCAUCAGACAUAUUGACAGGCUUGAAUUAUGAAUGUCGUGCAGGUCUAAAACUGCACAGAUUUACUUUUUCCACAAUGACGCCAUAGUGGUCUGCGCAGAAGAUUAGACGUGCCUCUAGCUUCACUUAAACAGCAGUCACUGAUCAUUUCCUCGACUGAGUGAGUGGGUGAGUGGGUGGGGGAUGGUGGCAGAAAGUGAAGAACCAUUCUGUGUUUUCUAGGAAUUAAACUUCUGGAAAAGAACUUGCACUGCACCCCCAUCUCCAACCCACCCCCACAGCUGGGAGUCCCUCCGUGGUCUGCCUCGGCCCCCAUACUGAGACCACUGGAUGCCUCUAUCAAUGGAGCUCUCUUCUCCAGCCUUCAGUCACUUUGCAUUUCUAUAUCUGCUUCCUCUUCUCCCCUCUCCUUGCCGAUUUUCACCCUACCUUCAUCGUUUGAGGGGAAGUUUUCAAGAAAGACUGGACCAUUUUUCAAAAUGAAAACUUAAAGAAGUGAACCUCUAACGGUUAAUCAGUAAAGCAGUCUGUUUUUCGGGAUUGGGGGUUUUCAUUUUCAACUUGUUUUUUCUGCAUGAGCUCAGUCUGUUUUUAUUGUAGGAUUUCUUUUUGAGGGUGUUUCAAACCCAAUUUGAUCAAACUUUGACUUAACAUGAUUGACAACGGGAUGAAAAUCGUAGCAGAGUUACGACACACUGCUAGGUAUGUGACGCGGUGAAAGAUUCAGUUAAUAAGGCAUCUUGAACAAUAAAUUACAAACGUACCACAGUAAAAGACUCAUUAUUUGACAAGUCUAUCAUACUUGACACAAUAUAAAAUGCAACACCACUCAAAGGUAUUUGAUUUGGAGUUAAGCUGAAAGCCAUUCAUAAAUGUACACCCAUGGAUUUUUACAUCAUCAGGAUUUUACCCGCUCCAUUUCCAGCCCCAGGUCUGGCUUCAGACAUCGAUAUGACUGGAACUGUUAUGUCAACUAAUAAAACAACUCAAGGAUUUAUUUUUGAAGCUAUUUCCUACAGAGCUCUGGUUAUUUCUUCUCUGCUGCCAUGUCUACUGACAUCUUAUAGGAAUGGAAAACAAACAGUGUGUGUGUAGAUAAGGGUGGGAGUGUGUCUGUAGGGGUUUGAAUCUGAUGCUCUUUGCUCCAGUAGUACUGCUUAGAUUUAAAGAGCUGACUGAUACAUAGCAUAUAAUUCUGUGUGUAGUCCCUUACUGUCACUUUAUCUUAAGUUCCUAGAUUUAGUGAGUUAAUUUGCUAAAUCUACAGAAAGUUCCCUUAAACUCUCAUGUUGUCAGAUUAUUAUAACGUGUGGCCUCGGGAAGUUUUGCCAGUUUUUGAUUUACAGCCUAAAGGAAGCAUGUGCUUAUUUCUCCUUCCUCAGUUAUUCUUUAUAAUAUUUUGCGGAUUAGCUCCAUAUCUGUCAAGAGAAAAGGUUACUGGGCCUGCUGAUGAAGCUUAAUUUAAUCUGUGCAGCCUCAAAGCCUCUGCAAGUGCAAAUAAUUGCCAUAGUGCAACUUUUUCCCCUUCUCUUUAAAAUGUUUGCGAAAACAGUGACUAUUAACAAGUUACUUUGAAUGCUAAUUUUACUUUAUUUUUCAAAUUUCCUUCACUUAUCUGGGUCUGGGUCAUGGGGGCAGCGGUCUCAGCAAGUCAACCCAGACCUUCCUCACCUUCUAGCUCCUUCCAAAGGCGUUCCAAAACCAGAUAGGAUAUCUUUAUAUAAAUAAUCCCUCCAUCAAGCUCUGGGCCUACCACAAGGUCUCCCCCCACUGGCUCUGACACCUUCACAGGUAGAUGUCCCAAAGGCGUCCUUAUCAUCCGUCUAAACCACUUCAGCGGACUCUAGCAGUGGCUCUAUCUGGAUGUCCAAACUUUAAAGCCUAUCUUCAAGGCUGAGCCCAGACACCCUUCUGAGGACACUCAUUUCAGCCUUCAUGUGGUGUUGGAUUCACCACAAAAACAGUUUUCUGAGAUGGGAAUUGCACUGGAAUGUAGGGGUGGGAAUCACUAGUUGCCCCACGAUACGAUAUUAUCACGAUACUUGGGCCACAAUACGAUAUUAUUACAAUUUUGAACAUUUCGCAAUACAGUGAGUAUUGUGAUACAAUAUACGAGAUUUAUACAAUUUUUUCAACUGUUUAGCUAAUUAAGCAUUUAGCUUUCCUUUAUGUUUGUCUUAUUAACGCUGUAUUUUAUUUUCAUGUAGCACAUCUUGCAAACCUUAUAUAUAUUUGUUGUACUAACUUUCUCCUGCUCUAUGAUGUCACCUCUGCCAACCUCACUGGACAAACAGUUGAUUUUAUUUUUCCAGUAUUAUAGAUUUGACUUCAUACUAACAAUUAAUUUGGGAAAAAUCGAUACUUGGUAAAUGAGACGAUACAAUAUAUCACCAGACAAGAUAUCGCAAUACUAUGCUGUAUCGUUUUUUUUCUCCCACCCCUACUGGAAUACAUGCUUAAUCUGUAACAUUUAUCAUUAUGACUAUGUUUUGCUAUUGUAUCAAAACUUUUUGGCUAAUUCGUUUUUUUCUCAACUAUAUUUUGCAAUAUGUGUAUGUAAUUUGUACCAACACUAGUUUAGUAUUAACUCUUAAGAAACCAGCAGCAAAAAAGCUCCCUGUUUUCAGAGGUAGUAGUUCAAAUGUCUUAGAUGAGAAAAUGGCAGCACACAACAAUUCAUGAUCUUUGACCUCCUCCAACCUAACUCAUCUCUUAUAAAAAAUAAAUAAAUGAAAAAUUUUCCCAACUCCGAGGGGGCUCACAUUCAGCUGAUGUCAUGUUGCAUGAUUUCUGCUGAUAGUCUAGUUGAAUCAUUUCAUUAUAGCAGCCAGAUAUAGAAACCUGGGGAUUAAGUGUCUUCUCCUCGGUGACCAACACACUGACACGGACGGUCCCCGCUGAGUUGUGAUGGAGACAUGCUUCCCAGGCAUUGUUUAAGAGAUUUACAGAUGCUUUGUAAACUCAUCAGGAAAUAAUCCAUCGGGGAUCAGAGAAAUAUUUUAACUGUCACAGAAUUUUCCAGUAUUAAGUAAAGAUAAGACUUAUUACUUUCUUAUAUGGGAGAUCAGUACUACAUAGUUACACUGCUUACUAUGAAACACAUGUACACAUAUACAUAUUACAGUACUCAGAUAUGUAACUGUCUCUGUGUUAGGGGGGAUAAGGGGAUACUGAUCUGAUCGACAGCCCUGCCACAUGGCUCUUGUUGUCUUGUUUGGACUGUCAGGGGGGACAGUCUGGGCAGUCUGGGCUGCUGGCUGUCAUAUCUCUCACUUUCUUUUUGUGAUGAUCAACACUUUUCUGUUUGUGUUUCUGUUUUUCGUUUGCAUGCAGAUUAGAUUCAAACCAGACAAGUGGAUUUCUGUUUAUUGCACAUUUUGUCCAGAUCUUAUCUGCUCCUUCCACCACGACGACAGAGCUGCUCCGUGUCUCUUCCCCAGCCCUCCCCCUCAUGUAGGCACAGAAGGACUGAUGUUAAUAAUUUGACUGCUGGAUCCUGUCCCGUAGGCCCAUAUGGUUUCACUGGGAUGGAUCAGGAUUAUUAAUCGUGCUCUGUUGCCUGUGAAAAAUGAAUGUGAUACUUCUAUUGUAUUACAGCAGGCUUUGGUGAGUGAAAUGUCUUGAACACUUCGUCUGGAUAACAGCACCAGGUUGUUUCCUGAAUAUAAAGAGUCAUCAGGUAAUAAUAGUCUCUCCAACCCUUUGUUGGGCCUUGGCAGCGACUGAACAGGAUACAUGAUAUGACGGGUUAAAUGUUUGUUUGAAUGUACGCACUGCGCCACAGCAUCCAAGGUCUUAAAUCACUGCAUUGUCAGAAUUUUCCUAAAACAUUCAAAGACAAAUAGACCCACAUUUCAUUUGUUUUACCUCCGAAUAACGCAAUUGACAUAUAAAUUGAUUAGUUUAUUUAAUUGUGGGCAUCUGUUCACUUGGAUCCUUACAUCAGUUUCUGACUGAUUCCAGUUUGGCUCUCACACCAGAGUUCAGCCGCUCUUUGAGCCAAGAGCUUCUAUCAAAGGCAGUUGUAUAAAUAGAUAAAGCUAGGAUAUCCUCCAGUUAUAACACUGAGGCAUUUGAUUGGCUGUGAUAGACUAAUUACAUCAACGUGAUUGGCCCACAAUCUGAGAAGCGUGCCCUGAAGUCUGCGAACAGCCUCUACCCAUUUCCCCUUUGCUUUGCUGGGCUGUCAGUGCCCCGUGUGAUUAGUAUGUGUGAGAACGUAUGUUUCUGACAGGCCCUUUUUCACUUUUACCAAGUAGUGUGGCUCAUUUUAUGCCAGAAACAUCCAAAUAUUUUUACAUAUCUUUCGGCAUUAAUACAUGUUAUAACAUAAACUAAAACAGGUUGCUGUUUAGCCUGAGGAUAUCCGUAACUUUGAUUUGUAGACUCUCUGACCACUUGUGGCACAUUUUGUGAAAUUGGCCUGGAAGUAAAAAAGAAAACGCGUUUAUUGUGUUUUCAGACCUCACUGACACAAAAAUGUGUUGGUGGGAAACAUUGGAUGAAAUCAUAUCGAGUUUUUACAAGACAAAUUAAUUUGGAACUUUCAAAUAUCAGAUCUUGUGAUAACAGAUGCAGUCAUGGAAACAGGAUUCAGAACCACAUGAGCCAAAAAAACAGAUAAACAAUUCAACUAAGUUAAUAAAAAAUUGAGAAAUAGCUUUUGAGUUGACUCAUUGUUGCAAAUCUUUGAGAUGGACCUUUCCUGCAACAUCAGCAUUUUUGAAGUAAUGUUGCAGCUUUUAUUUGGUUUCAUCAAGACUGUGUAUCUCUAAUGUUUGGCAUACUGGACUUAUAAUGUGCAUUGUACGGUAUUAUAUAAUGUCUGACAGAGUGGACUUGGUCAAUAGGGGGUAUACUAUCUUGCACCACUAUCCUGUAGACAAACUCGUAACAUGUUUUUCUAUUUAGUGAGAGGCUGCAUGACGUUCAAUUGCUGGAAGAAGAAAAAGAGAGUAGCUGUACAAAAAAUUAAACAGUAUCGGGGACUUUUCUUUGUGGUAAAAACCUUGACAAAUAGUGGAUCUUACUUGUCGUUCUUCAUCUGAGCUUUUUGUUCUCGAAGUUCAACAUCCCUUUACCGAUGGGAACGAUGGGCAAGGGAGUUUUUCACUCUCAAUAUUCCCAUUUGUACUCACUGUACAUUUAAGCAGCAUGUGAAAAAUCCCGCUGAGGACGGCCCGCUUCAGCAGCCAGUUUUGGUGUUUUUUUUACUGUCUAUCAAACCCUUCACACCAAAGGUACGUCACUCAGUUACCCGUUUGUGCUUCUUCUUAGAGAAACUGCUUCUUUCAGGGAUGGCUUCACUUCUAUAAUGUGAUUUAGUUAUCUUGCUGACAGUGCAUCACAUUUAUUUAUUUUUUCUUGCGAGAACAUGUCACUGUCAAACUCAGUGCUUAUCUUUUUAUUGCCAGGCCCACCGUGGUUUAAAGUCUGUUUUUCAUUUGCAGGCUUAAAGGCUUGUUUUUCCCUUUCGGAGCAUGCUCUUUUCAUCAGUGGGCCUCCUGCGGACACACACAUAACCUGUGCUGACUACUGUAUAGAGGUUGCACAGGUCUUUAAACUCUUUUCCCCCCCUGACGUCAUGCUUUUUGGUUGUGACAAGUAGCAGUCCCUCUUCCCAGCAGAGCUAUAGAGCACGCUAGCCGGAGUGAGGUCACCACAGUAAAACAACACAGAAAGUUUCCUAAGGUCGUAAAAGCUGGCCGCUGAGUGUUUGGAGCACUACAGGAAUACGUCCUGGAUAAUUGGCGGGAUAAUUUCCGUAGCGGCAGCUGAGGUCAGGCCUGGGCCUCCUUCCCCCGCUGUCCACAGUCCACACAUCCAGUCUGAGCCCCUCAUCUGCCCUUCCUCCAUCGCCAUAACAUCUCGUCUAAUUGCAGUUUUUCCCUUUGACGCCACAAUUUGCCCCAACUUUUGGCCGCACUCACCUCAUGUGUAGCCAUUCUGGUCUGUAAUAGUGUUCUCCCGUGGAGAUACGGCUGCUUCUGUGAGAUAAUGUCGUCUCACCGGCUGUUUGAGAGGUGAUUUCAGGACUGACCUCUUUUCCUACGAUGGGACUUUUGACCUGGAAUGUUUUAAUGAGCAAAAUGAAAACAAGCAUAAAAACAUCCACAGAUUGGAGAUGGUUCACACAGUUUAGAGCCGCCGUGAUAACGAUCUGCACUCCUCAUUUACAUAAUCACUAGACUUUGAAUCAAACAGUUUGUGAAAAUUCUUUAUAAUUAAAAGGUGAGAAGAAUAUUUCUGUGCAAUGUUGGUGAAAGAUUUUCAAAAACUUCAAUAUUAUCGUCUUAAUACAGGUAUAAGCAGAUACAAAAAGCUCUAUCCUGAUAAGAUGAUGCAUCCAACACUGAGCCUCAAUACACCAGCUGUCUUAAGUAUUUUGAAGUAUCUGCAACAGACUUGCAAAACAACCCUCCUUUUCACACUGAUUUUAUUGUUUAUCUGUAGAAGAGUCUUCCUGAACAGCACAGAGCCUUUCUGAAAAGAAAAGGAAAAGGGUCAGCUCUGGUAAAAACUCAGUAACAGCAGUUACUUCAGAAAUUCAGCCAAGCAGCGACAGUUUUCUCAGAGCUUAAUAAAAAAGAAUAACUGAAUUGAUUGCUUUCAAUAAUCAGCCUGUCAUCCUAGUGGAAGAUAUGAGCUUCUGCAGGUUAAUGAUGUGCUGAAAGCCUCAUUUGUCAGACCGGAGUUAUUUCAGUUCAGAUGUGGCCGUACCUGAACUGCAAAGCUUCAUCUUCAGUAAGGUAGAGAAACUCCUCACUUAUAAGAGCUGUCAGUUUUUCCAAAAUCAGCUUCGAAAGAUUAUCGAACAUAGCGUGCAAAUUGGGGGUGGUAGAAAUAAUUGAUACAACAUAGUCUCACGAUAUUUUGUCUGGUGAUAUAUCGUAUCGUCUCAUUUACCGAGUAUUAAUUUUUUCAAAUUAAUUGUUAAUAUGAAGUCAAAUCUAUGAUAAUGGAAAAAUAUAAUCAACAGUUCGUCCAGUGAGGUUGGCAGAGGUGAUAACAUAGAGCAGGAGAAAGUUAGUACAACAAAUACAGCAGCACCUGGGGAAAGGUAUUAGGACGGCAAGCAGGGCACAGAUGAGAUGGACCUGACACAUAAGGUUUGCAAAAUGUGCUACAUGAAAAUAAAUACUGUGUAAAUAAGACAAACAUCAAGAACAGCCAAAUGCUAAAUUAGCUUAACAGUUGAAAAAUUGUAUAAAUCACAAUAUAUUGUGUUACAAUAGUCACUGUAUUGCAAAAUGUUAAAAAUCGCAAUAAUAUCAUCUUGUUGCCCAAGUAUCGUGAUAAUAUUGUAUUGUGGGACCUCUGGUGAUUCCCAACUCAAGUGCAAAUCUUAAGAUACUUUUGGAUUUUGUGAUCUUACCUGGUUUGCGUGAAAACAGAAAAUCAUAUAGGGUUGAACACUUGAUGUUGCACUGCUUGACGGUGGUGCCUCCUCUAACACUGCCGCUUUAUGUGGAUGUUGAUCUAUCAGGUGAGCUUGCAGAUCUGUCGUUGUUGAUGACUAAGACAUCAACUUUUUGCAAAGUUAACAUACAGCCCUAUCUUGGUCUUUUAUUUCUCCUCAUAGACCAAAAAAAUACUUCCACACAGCGCUUCUCAGACGUCUCUGAUGUGAUUGUCCCCUCAGUGCGGCUUUUCUUGACCAUGUCCUCCAUUUUUGUAGAAUAACAUCACUGUAUUAGUUUAUUGAGGGCCAGGAGUGCUUGGAUUGGCCAGGUUACUAUGACAAAGCUCUCUGCUGGAUCAUAAGGCAUAAUUCAGAGGCUGUACUUGCUGGUGCACUGUAUUAUUAUGAGUUCAAAUGGCUCAUUACAGUUCAAUAUGAACUUUUCACCCAGAGUUUGAAUUCAGAGUCGAUGUAGCAGGUUAAUGGUUCUCUUUUUACAAGUACCGGCUUAACUGUUUCCCUCCUUGCUCUUCCUGUGUGUCUCUGUAUUUUGUGCUACUAAAUCCUAAUCUUUUCUUCAAGAUGUUUUUACUCAUCUUUAUUUGAGCUCAUCUUACAGCGUCAGCUUCAGUGUUCCCAGUCGAGGCCUGGCCAGCUCAGCGUGUUGGAGACCGGCUCUGUGGGUGGGAGGCAGUUGCAUGCGAGGCACACUCUAGGCCGCGUGCUGUUGGCUUUUCUCCCCUUUAAACCUCUGUAGUUUUUCUCCUUUCGCUCACUCCAUUUUUCUCCUUUUUCCUCCCCUUUUUCUCGCAGUUCCUGUGGCGGGGGGAAAAUCUUACGGUGCGGUUUAUUUGUUCUGGUUUGGUGUCGGUUCUCACAUGUCCUUGGCAGAAUUUCGUACCUCCAUGACAGUAGCCUGGAUAGCAAGGGAUUAUCAUGAUAUCAUGUGCACGUGUAGGUCGGUCUAGCUGCUCACACUGAUGCCAUGGUGGGACCGCUCGCUUCGAGCACAGAGAAGUAUAUUCAUGCAGUGUGUGAUAGAGCCCGCUAUUGUUAACGUUGGAGCACCAAAGUGUGCGACUGCCAGUGCGUUUCCCUGCAACAGCACUUUAGUGUCCAGCAUCUAGAGACUCAUCUUUCUCCUCACCUCAUGUGUAUCUGUCUUGUUUAUGUUCCUCCUCUGGGAGAAACCACGCUGGCCUACAAUUCAACUGGUGAUUUGAGGGAAAUGAAUGAGGGGAUUUAAAAUGAGGGAAGGGCUAUGGAGGAUAGGGAAGAAUGGGGGGUUAAGUGAAAGGCAGAGUGGGAGCUGAGCUGUUUCCAUCUACUAAUCCUAAAUUGCAGCCACUGGAAGACAGCGAUCUCCUCCUCACAUGUGUUCGCCAUUAAUCCAGUGGCGGUGAGAGAAGGCCUGUUUUCACCAGAAGAGAAAGAUGAGAUGGGAGAGAAAGUGCCCCCAACCCUCAUAUUAUUCACACCGUAUUUAUGUUCAUCACGUGUGUCCGUGUGCGUGUGUGUGUGUUCAUGAAUAUGAUUCUCUUACUAUUCCUGAUAGGAACAAGAGCAUCUGUAUUUCCAUGCACAACAAAUCACUGAUUUUAAAACACUGAAUGAAUGAUGUUCAACUAAAAUAUGGAGGCAGAGUAAAGGCGUUCUUCGGCGAGGAGAAAAACUGAAGUAAUGUGAUUACAGAUGAAGCAAAGUUCGCUGAGGACAAACCAUAAUGGAGUUCAGUUUUCUGCUGUUGAGAGAAACAAACUUGAGUGUAUUAUUGGUAAAUAGAGGUGGUUGAGUCAUUCUCUUUUCUUUCCAACCACGAUUGGAGAUUAGAUAUUCCAUUUCAUGUCCACAAAUAUGCUCUGUUUUUAAUUAAAGGGCCAUCCAUUUGUUGCUUAGGUCAGCAAAAGCUUUGACACAUUGGAUCCAUUUAGCGCAUAAUAAACGUGACCUUGUCCUGCCCCUUUUUCUCCAUUUUCUUCUCUCAGUCUCACCAAAAAGGACAUAAAAGUGAGGAUUUAUGCUUUUCUUUGUAACUUUCUAAGAUUAUUCUCUCCCCAGACUUUGUCUGUUCUCCUCUCUUUUCAUGCUGUUGUGUGUUGCCAUAUCCAGCCAUAUGACUUGUGCUGUGAGCAGGAGAAAGUGCAGGGGACCCAGGACGUGUUGACAUGCAGCUCCUCCUUGUGAUGUAUGGGAUGGAUAUAGAACAGGGGGAGAGGGAUGCGAGCUUCGUUCUUAUGCUCGGGAGGUACAUAAAACAUAUUACAGAAGGGCCGUAAAAAGAGCCAACAUUAGUGUCCAAAUUUAAAACACGUCCCAGGUCUCAGCUGUCAUUUGCGAGGGGAAUAAUAGAACAACAGAGAAGAGGAAACUGGCAGACAGUCGUUCCCAACAUGCAGACUUUGUUAGUCUGAGACAUUGUGUUCAGAGUUUUGGUGGAGUCUUUUUACAUUGAAUUUAACAGGUACCAUACAAAAACAAAGAGAGGAGUCAAUAUGAUUACACUGUUGCAUUAAUUUUAGUCAUUUUCAAGAGUCAACAAAGAGCAUCUUUAUCCACUUAGUGCUUGUCUUUAGUCAUGCUGAAGGUCCUCAGGUAAAUCUUGUGGAUUUUGUGAUAUCUUAAGACUGCUGCUGCAGAGUGUUUCUGAAAAUCAAUGGACCUGUCAGUGAUUUCCCUUGAACUACUAUAAUUCUAUGAUUUUUAAAACAUGGUUUUAUUAGUAUGACAGUAUUUUGACUGUAGGAAGUUGUUGCUGGAAUGACUCAUACGGUCAAGUUUGAUCAUUUUGAUGCUUUUAAAAAACACAAUCAUUGUCCCUGUUCAUCGUACCGCUGAGGGCCGCUUUGAAUGUAAACAUUUAACACUCUCAGCUGUAAUCCUCCCUACAUGUCUGGUUUAUUUUGUGUGAACUGGUCCUUAAAAAAAUGAAUGAAAGCUUGUUACAUGCUGGCAUGAUAUGAAUGCGGCAGUGCUCUCCGUUUCUUGUGUAUUUAAAGUGUCAUUUUGAGUUUGCUGUAUGUACAUACAUAUUUAGAUUGUGUCCAUGUCAAUAAGGAUGUGUGUUAAAAGAAAACUUUGGCUUUGCCACAAUCAUUAACAUUAAUGAUCCUUAAUGAUGUAGAGGACAUUAUACAUCUGUAUUUUUACACACUACAAAUUCAACACCUAAAGUGCGGUGCCUUCCUGAUCAUCAAACCCCACAUUCAGCCUCUCUGCAGCCCAAUGAAAGAGCCGUAUAGACACUGAAUAUCCAGCAGGGCAGGUAGCUUCAGGUAGCAAUCCAAAUAUACAGAGGUAUUCUCAAACAACGCAGGCCUGCCAAAUACAACACCCCACUAUUUAUUUAUGUAUUUAUCUGGAUUUCCUGUAUACUUGUUGAGAUGUUGGGUGCUGUGGGCCAUGCUAUCUAAGGCCCGUUUGACAUGGGUUUGCUAGCCCUGGCCAGGCUACACGGUGUUGCGUUAAGGCUGGGUUAUUUAUCCUGGGGACUCAUAAUGAUGCUGCUGUCCCUGGUCCCUGAGACGGCUCUGUUCUCUCAGUCCCAUUCAGUCCUUCAUACGGCGCUGGCCCUGGCCCCCACUGCUGCUCCCACCAGAUAUCCUGCUCUGGAUCCAUGAAUGCAUAGAUUUACGUGUAUGUUAGUGAUCUCAGUAACACUAAAUAUUUGUAGUGCUUUCCUUGUACAUGGUAGCUGGUUGGAAGAAUUAGUUUGAUAUGUUGUUAAUAGGUCAUGUGUUAUCAUUCAGAAACAAUUACGGUGAUAUCGGUGUUGUGAGGGCCAAUACCGUUAUGUUGCUAUCAUGUCAUAUUGCCAAUAAUUAACCCAAUUAAUGCUAAUCUAUACAUUGCACUUACCACAAAAGAGACACAAAACACACAUGAGGUGCUGGACUUGCUUUAUCAGUGUUGACAUUAACAACGUGGUGUAAAGGGUUCUUGCGUAUCAUAUCAUCCAGCUGAUUUCUUCUGUCACAGAAAACCAGCAUUAUUAUUCUGAGAUAGCUUCACAAAUGAGAUCUGACUUAUAAUAACAGGAAAAACUGAGUAUAUGGACCAUAUACUGUCUGCCCUGGGCUUCUGAAUUACAGUCAUGAAUUUGUACUAGAAGUUGUCUUGAGAAGCACAGACUUUCGCUAACAGUUUAAGAAUAUGGUAGACUGGUCAAAAGCUAACAGUAAACUAGCAAAGUGAGAAAAGAAGCUAAAAAGUGAAGGACUGAGUGUUCUGAUUAUAGGAACUGAGCUGGAGGAGGAGCAUUAACUGUAUAUAUGGUUUGACAUUAAUAUCAAGGGACAAAUCCAUCAGUUUCAAACUGAUAUAUUCCUUAAGGUAGCGCAGUCAUAUUCGCUGUAGCCUCACUGCAGAGUUAAGCUCAGGUAUUCUUGUGAUCAGCCGUUGAAUAAACAGCAGUGACCUCUAAGCAACAAAAUCAGACCCUGAGAAAAACAAGGGGAGUCAAAUCUUUUGGGACCUCUUAAUGAACAAUAGCUCUUUGUCGCAGCAGGAAUACAAAGUUGUCAAACGUGUGUAUAACUAACUCAUUAAUAAUUGCCUCCUUCAGUGCCAGUGAGUCUUUCAGUAAGCCAGCAUGCAUAAUGUCACGGCCCUGGGACUGGGACACCUGAUUGUACUGCAGCCGUUACUAAUGUUACUAGACCUCUGUGAGCUUUCCUUCAACAACCAGUCCAAACGCUCACUCUCAGAAAAGACAGAGAUGACAGAGCUGCAGCGACUGUCACUGGAAUGAGUGGAUUUGAAUGUUAAAUUAAAUACAUCAUUUGUUUGUUACAAACUUUUUAUCCUUCUCUUUGUCAUAAAAUCUCUGUUUUGCCAGUGGGUUUUGGCUGAGUUUUUGCAGCGAUGUUUGGAAUUACUUUUUCUCCUAAAAUCAAUAGUGAAGUUGAAAUUUUUAUUCUUUACACAUGUGAGAACCUUUUUACUUCUGUUUGCUCCAAGUAUCGAUCGUCAUGAUCCCUCUUGGCUUCAAUCUAAACCUUAAUUUGCUCAGUUUGAUUCAAUGCGUGUGUUCAUUGGGAUGUGAGUGAGUGUGUUUCUCAAAAAUGAAGAUCUUGUCAGCUUGGUGGUCUGUAUGUGACAUUAGCAUUUUCCGCAGAUUUACAGUGGGACACUCCAAGGCCAGGGUCAGCGAAGGGUCUCCUUCCCAUGAGCCGGUGUGUACAGUUUGUGUGCAUGCUUUUAAUUACAGAAUUAUAUGGAGGAAACGCACAGUUUCCCUAAUUACUUGCAGAGGGCUGUAAUAUAUUCUAUACAAAGUUCAAUGCUGUCAUUCAUUGGGACUCCUCAGCAAAUAAACUCGACUAUCAUUCUGAUACCACUAAUGAGAAGAGAGAAAAUGAUGUGUGUUCGUUUCUGACACGUGAAUGUGGACAGUGAUGAUAUGUUCCCACCAGUAUGAGCUGAGCAGCAUUCAGAUCUGAGCCGCACAUGUUUCUGUACGCAGCGGCUGUUGUCAGCUGUCACACGGUAACAUGGCGGAGGCUUGUGGUAUGGUACUUGUUAUGUGGAUAUUCUGAACAUAUUUCCUUGUUGACCCUGUGGAUCACGUCAGCCGGGCCUGUCAUUGGGGACCCAUGUUGCGCCUUGUUGGACCUCUGCCUUGAAUAUUUCAACCAAACUCCGGCUGAUCGAUGGCGGCAGAAACAGACCUCAUUUUGGCACAUGCUCUCAGUGGACUGUUUGACAGAUGGUCCUAUGGUAAAUGUCUAUUGAUUCACUCCACAUUAAUGACUAAAUGAUUUGCCAUUAUUCCAAUGAUGUUGUAAGAUGAUGGGCCUGCUCACCAAAGCGUGCUUUUAAACAUAAUUAAAAGAACACCUUGGGGAGGCUGUUUCGACGGAUUCUGGCUCCUGCCAGCUGUAUUUUACGACAACAAACAAACCCCCUGGAAGGUUUUUAACCUUCGCCAAAGCCAAAAUAGGCAGGAGAAUUAAAUGCACAAGGCAGCAGUGUACUACCAAACACUCCUCCCUCUUCAAUUUGAACCCAGAAUAUUUUCUAACCAGAGGUUACUUUCAGGUGUAUAAGCAAGAAGAAUGAAAAAAAAUCUAAAUAAACACUUUGACACAAACGUGACUCUGCUGUGGCCGACAUGACUCUGGGAAUGGGAAGUAUGAGGAAUGUAAACAGAGUUAUUUUCCUCUAUGAAUAAUUGUUGUUCAGCUCGGUCCGCAUGCUGUCUCAAUAUGUGCAUAUGGUUCAGCAUAAAGUGCUCCUGCCAACAUUCAUCUCAUACCAACCUGACUGCUCUGCCUCUCACUGUAAAACACUCAGAUUUGCUCUCAAACUUCUCCCAUCAGAUUAGAAGUAUUUAGGUAUGAAAAUUCCUGUCAAGGUAAUUGAAUUAAGGCAAUCUAACUCACUAAACCUCAGGAACUGUAUGACAUCCAGAAUUGAUUUUACAGCCACAGAAAUGGGAGAAUUAAAGCUUCAUGCCUGCUUCCUCUAUUGAUCAUUAUUCAGAAAACCUAAACAGCUCCUGAAUGCUUUUUCAGUUUGAGACUUGAGGAGCUUCAGUACUUAGCGGGCAGGAUGAAUGAAUGUUUUUUUUUUUUACCAACAAGAAGAUGAUGGGACCAAAAUUUUAAGAGGUGAAUUGAUGGACAUUAAGUAUCCUUGGUAUUUCCCCCACUUUAAACCUUACCUGUCAAAAUACAAAUAACACAUUCCUCCAACUGGAUAAGUAAGUUUAGGGGCGCACUGUUUAACAUGGUCACUCACCUACCGCAAAGCAGUUUACUAACUUUUUCCAAACAAAAUCUUAGAUACAUGAUCAUAACACUAGACAGGCUUUAGAUCUUCACCCCCCUCUUUAUCACACUAGUCAAGGUCAGUUUUCCCUGAAAUACAGAGGUUCUACUCUCUAUGAUAAACAGUCAAAGGGUUUAAAUCUCUCAUCCUUAAAUGUAUACAAAAACAGGUUGAAGGAUUUACUGAUUAACCACUAAUUGUUUCAAUGUCUUUUAAGGUAUUUCUCAGUUACCAGAAUCUAUUUUUACAAGCUAACUAUAUAUAUAUAUAUUUUUUUAAUUUUCCUACUAUUAAUGUAUGCUCUUAAAAUUGUAUGGUCUACAUAGGUAGAGGCCUCACACAAGCCCUGUGUGCUUCUUUGCCUCUCCCUGGCACUUUAUUUUCUAUGUUUUUCUCAGUUGUUACAAUUGUAUUGUCUUUUUAACAAAUGUGCUAAAUCAAAUCAAAUCAAAUCAAACUGUAUAACUAUAACUGUAACUAUAAAAUUGAAGCUGCAGGGUCACCUUAUUUCAAUGCUUGAAGUUUGCUGUGUGAAGGUCUCUGUCUAUCUUAGUUUGGCAUAAUGUGAGAGAGCAUAUUAAAUCAGAUGUGUCAUAGUUUUGAUCAACUCUAAAUCAUCUCAGAUGCAGUUCAGAGUGUAGAACAUGGGCUGUCUAUCUUACAGCAGUAGGUGUAGUUAAGGACUGUUGUAAUAGUACAGUGCACACUUUUGUUUAAAAAAGAAGAAAAAAAAACCUACAUCAUGUCUGAAGAAAAGGUGUUUUAGUUUUACUUGACUUGGAUCUAGGAAAAUCCUUCAAUAUUACCAUCUUUUUUUUCUGUUUGCAGAGCACUUUGCAUUCCUUCAGAGAUCAGCAGGGACAUCUUGGCAGCAUUGGAUUCUUGGGAGAGCUUAGGCUAAAUUAUUCCACAAAUGUAACACAUGAGUCAAAGUGUUAAGAGAGUGAAAUUUUGCAGAUUUAGACACUUGGAUCCGCUCUUGGUACAGAUUUCUCAUCAGCCAAAUAUGAGUUUGAAGAGGGGAGACUUGAGUAAGAAGAUAACAACAAAAACAUAAUUACUUUUUAGCCUAAAAAUAGUCUUCAGGUGAAAUAGCUGCCAAAAUUUGCACUGUUUGAUUUGAUUUCAAUAGAUGGAUGACAUUUAUUCUUUAUUGGCUCUGAUAUAGCUACAGGGUCUGACAACCAAAUGCAAACAGAGGAAGACUAAACAAACAUUUUCCCCUUGUUUCUUUUUUUAAAGUUUUUGUUCGUGAACCAGUUGCUAUGCGCUGAAAAAAGUAGGAGCCCCGAAUAUGUCCCCGUCCUCUUAAUUUCAAUAUUUACCUUUUUUUGCAUUAGACUCGCUUUCAGCAGUGUGGUGUAACUGCUUCUGCACUUCUGUCUGAAGAAUCAGCAUAGGUCAAUAAUUCUAACUGUUAUUUAUCAUAAUUACUACUGUAAUAGUUUGCACGUGGUGACAUUUAACAGUCAUUUGCACAAAUAAAAGAGUUAUCAAAACAUUCAGCAAUUUCCUGGGGUACUCCAGAAUGCCAAAAUUGGAUCCUUGUAAAAUGGAUGUUAUAUAUUUGUCAUGGUAUUGAAAUAGAAACACUAUAAUUGCAUGUUUUAUACAAUUAAAUGAUUGAUGAUGUAUGUGCACUGUGUGUACGGUUAGAUAAAUAGAAUCAUUUUGACCCUGUAUGCAUGUAUAACUCUCUCAACCCAACUUACAAUUAAUGAUUGGUCACAGUGUGGUGUGUUUAUUUUCCCUGGGUGGUACCUUCUUGUAGUGAUCAGUGUUUUCACACAGCCUCUGUGGGAGCACUACUAAGCUGUGAAAACACCACAGCCACAUCACAGCAGUACAUCUUAUGAAUAGCUCACAUUUUGAAAUGAAAUAGGACUGCUGCCAGUCUAUGUUCUUAAAUCUUGUUAUCUUUCAUAAGGACUCACUUUUAUAGGUGCUCUAUUUCCCAGGCACAAAAAUAUUUCCAGAGACUUGUAAAGUAAAAUUAAACAAAAAAAAAAACGAUUCCAGUGUGUGUGGUAUCGGAUAUCUUUAUGUUUACAGCAGAAUUUUUUUUUUUUUUAUGUAUCAUGUAAUUAAAAGAAGUUUGUGUUAGCAAAAAAAAAAAAACUCAUAUUGGUGGUAAAUUAUUUUUUUAAAUGCAUCAGGAUACAUGCAAAGUUUGCUAUCACUCGUGUGAGCAGAGAGAAAGCCUGAGUGAGAGAGCAGGCAUGAUAGGACGCCAGCUCUGUGAUCAAGUGUUUAUAUAGACAUGACUUACACACAUUCGCUGCAAUAACUUUCCUCCAGUUCUCAGUAUAUUUUCCCUCCUUUGUGUGCUAAGACCAAACCUGGCGCUGACUUUUGGAGCACAAUAUGUUUCAUGUGUUCACAUAUGGCGGAACAGUAGCUUGUUUGUGUUGCUGAAUAAUCCUUAAUCAACAAUCCAAACCCAGGCAUAGUCUCUCAUUAUCCCAGGGAGCAUGCCAGCUUGGCACACAGUGAACUCUGCCUGUCUGUUUUAAACAGAAAGCUACUGAAACCGCUCGGCAGAGGCCCUGACGGCAGCACAGGCAAUCUACACACACACACACAUACAUAGAAAUGCAGACAAACACAGGGACAAAUUUGCAUGAGUGGGAUGCACAUGGGUGCAGAGGAAUAAACAGCACAGGCCAGAACAUGCACAUGUUGCUACUGCCAAGGCAAGUAAAAGUCAUAAAUACAAAACAAAUAAAGCAUGUACACAUGCACUGGCAGACAUGCGCUCUCACACGUGCACUGCAUGCAUCAUUUAAAUCUAAUAAAAGAUUAUUGUGGCAGAGAUGCAUGAUGUACAGACUGUUCGCUAAAGACUGCGAGAGAGUUGUGCAGAGAGAGAGAGAGAGGCAUCUUUCUUUUAUUAGGCUGUACAGUAAGAGCAGCUCAGGCCCUCGGGGCAUUAAUUACACUGAGAGGAACAGGGACAGUAGGCACAACACAUGGCAUUGAGUAACACUCAGCUGCAGUGCCUUAUUAUCAGGACUCCCCUCUUCAGACCUUUCAUCACUUCCCAUAAUGCAAUAGGGAAUCCUGAGUUUGGGUAACCACUAACCAACACAAACAUACUUGUCUGUGUUUUGCGAUGAGAGCUUUAUCUCUGAGAUAUUUCUCAUGACUCUCCAGGACUUGCCUGCUUCACACACACAUGCACACAGCUAAAUAUAACUGAGUGACAUGCUUCACAGCUCUGACUUCCCGCCAGCUCAGCGGAGGAGCUGUCCAUUACAGUGACGGACUUGACUUUUUGAAAAUAUUAUUUAAUAUCAGGCCAGAGAGGUUAGAAGGAGACAGAUGCUGUCAUGGAGUGAUGGAUGAGCCUCUUUUUUAAAGGCCAUGAGGGAAAUAAUAGACAGCCCAGCGACCCCUGAAAGCGGCAAGCUUAGCCAGGACCAUCUUUCCUCCCCUUCUCAUCUCCAGAACUGUCAGGCUGAAAAAUGUCAGUAAUUAGAAAGUAUGGUAAUGUAAAGGUACUUUCACGUUUGAUCUCCUGUGCGCUGGAGUAGCUGUGGCAGUUAAGGUGGUCGUAGAGGGCAGCAAGCAGCAGGAGGGGAGGUUAGACCCAGGACAAAUGGAGCCAGGGCCCGGUCCAAAAGAGAGAUGGAUGGACUACUUUAGUUAUUUAAACUGCGUGACCCCUUUCACAGGAAGAUUAGGUAAGCUGUUAGCCUUUGUUUACAUUCCUCCUAUUCAAAGCUAGCCUCUUUUCCAGUAUUGUGAAAGUGAGAAUGCUCUCAGUGUUUUCUCUCGUUGAAACUGGUAUAGAGACGACUGAUGAAAACAAAUGAAAGAGCUUUGGUGCUGGUGUUAUUUUUAUUAUGCUCAUGUAUCUGUCCUGUUUCACGCAGAGGAAGAAGCAACAGUUACACAUGAUGUCAUGUUUCUGUUUUUGUGCGUGCUCUUGAACUGAACUCUUGGCUCUUUAAUUCAGUUGUCCAUAAACAACAUUUACAUGUUUAAAAGCACUCAGACAGAUAUGAACAUUUGCUCCGUGCUUCUUUUUUUUAUUUACAUAAAACUAAACAUGAGAUCAUGCUUUUGUGGAAGAUGAAAACCAUUCAUGCACAAACACAUAACAAUCAUACGCAGCCCGCUCUAUUAAAGACCAGCAGCUGACUUUCCAGUAGAGGCAGACAUGGUGAAGGUCCAGCAGAAUAGUAGACCAUAGAGACUCAGAGGCAGCUUUUACUUUGCUUUAAAUGGCUUAUUUGAUUAAAGAAUUUUGACUUAGUGCUUCGUCUGACGCCAGACCUGGGACUUUGUAAUGGAGAAUGAGUCAGAGCUGGAGAGGGAAGAAGAAGAAAGAGAUGUAGAGACACAGAGAGAGGCAGACUGGGGGCGUCUCAGUCAACACAAACAUCAUCAGACGUGCAAACCAUAACCUAACCAUAUAGUUCUGCUUUUUAUUUUCCAGUGGAGUCUAGGCUGCAAUUUGCUGCAGUUCAUUUUCAUAUAAAAACGGGUGAUUGUGCAUGUGUGCAAAUGUGUCUGGUCUGGGUUGGUAUUCUCAACACAAACACAAUGACAGAAAAACCGUUGACCGACCGUGCAGAUCUGCUUCGUAUUUAUCCAUUACCCAUGGUUUUAGCUCUGGCCCGCAGUUUGAAUAAGUUAAUUUCGAUAAAUGGCCUCGCUGAUUGUGUAGAAAGCAGAAGGGCGGUGAGGAGCAACUAAGACGAAUGUGAGGAUGAGAGAAGUAGAGGAAACUUUUAAGAAAUCAGCAAAACUCAUGCUAUUAAAAAGUGACAUCAGUGUGGUAAAAGCAUAACUGACUGGUUUUGAAAACAUCUAUCCUGGAUCAGUGGCUGCUUCUGCCGUGGUUAUUAAGGAGAGACAAAUAGCAGAGCCACGCUGUCCACAGGCUGAUGGAGAAAAGCAGCAAUAUAGAGCCUCUGUAGGGCCCAAUGUUUAUUUUCACUGCUUGAAAAUUGCUCCACAGUGGAAACUGUGCUGCAAAAACACUCUAUGCUAGCUUUGGAGUGUGGACUGAGCCGGUAAAGCUUUAGAAUAACCACAGCAUGCAGAUCCUUGUCUGUAAAGAUAAUCAUUACUGGAUCUACAUUAUCUCUGCCUGUGAGUGUGUGAGAGCGAGGUGGAGGAGGUUAAGAUUUACCAUGUGCCUUCUUGGCAGGGAUGUGUCUGGGGCGAUGUUAAUGGUCAGGGUUGUGUCUGUUUGUGGCUGCAGAGUGUGUUUUAACUGCUGUGUGAUUCCUCGAUCUAAACGCUGGCAGAUCUGAUUUAGUGGGCUCAUAAAGCCAGACUUUUCUCACAUAGCUGAAGGUUCUCAGAUCUUUACAUGAAAACCUCUUGAGUCUGGGUGCCGGGCUGUAUACCAGUCUGGGAAAGCAACCCCCUGCAGCCAUUAAGGCGUAUCUUAUUAUAUAAGAAUAGUUCCGUUUCUCAUAAAAAAAAGCCGUGUAUGUAACGACUCUGAUAUUUCAAUAUUCAGAUCUCUCCUCUGGGGAAGCAGAAAGAAAACAAAGUUUUGGAUGGAUGCUACGCUGUCUUGUGCCUUGCCAGUUGCCCCGACCACUGGCAUGUCUGUCUCUGUCCCUCUGCCCAGAACAGCCAUGUUAGUUUGUUCAUCUCUCCAAACGAACAGUCCGCACCACUGACUUGAAGAGAGGUGGGAAGGAGAGGGGGAGAACAUAGGGGCGCCUUGUGUCGUGGGUGUGGGGGAUUUUUUCCCUUCAGCUCCAUUUUCCUCCAGCACCACAGCUGAUUGCUACCACAUUGAUGAUGGUUUAGUUAGUGGGAGAGUUGUGUAUACUCUAGAGUACGCUGGACAGACUGGCUCUCUUCCCUGUGGCACCAAGCCCCCUGGCACUGAGCGUCGCUCUUCUUCCUCAAACCCAUCAACGUCUCAUCCAUCUCCCAUCCUUCUUUCAAGGCUUUAUCCACGUCCCCACCAGGGGCUUGGAAAUGUGCUCUUUCUUUUUUGUUUUUAUUUUCUAUUGAUCUAGGAUUGUGUUUUCAAAAGUCCACAGAGCCUGCGGUUGACACGAAAGGAACGCAACCAAUAUUCUUUUGGAUAAAUCCAUAAAGGCUCCUUUGUUUCAUGUAUGAGGGAUCCAAAUCAACCACUUUUCCUCUCUAAAUCCCAAAUCUGUCCAUACUUUUCCUGCACUCCCUCUGCUUCUUCUCCCCUGUAUGAUACGAGCUGUAUGCUAUCACAGCUUUAGCGAUAGCUUUGAGUCAUUUUCCAGCCUCUCAUCCCUCUGUGUUUUGUAGGAGCAGCAAAGUUAAAUCCUUGUCUCCUGCAAUUUAAUCCAGAAAUUACAUGCUGUAAAAUUAAGUGUGUGAGUCCAGCUUUAUGAUGGAACUAAUUUUUAAAGCGUGCAGUAAACCAAACCAGAUCCUCCUUUUUUGUGCCUGUGUGGUAUAACCAUGCAACCUUGUUUGCUCUUUUUUUUCCUCUCACGAAAACCUAUUCUUGUGUAAAUAUUGUAAGAAUAUUGUAACAUUCCCCUGACAGUUUGACACACUUGGAAAAGCCUUGUGAAAGUCCAAACAUGGCAGCCUUGGGACAAGACAUCUGUAUUUACUUUCAUAUCCAUACAACGACUGAUAGACAAAGAGUGGUAUUAAGAUCAGCCUCUUUUCCUCCGCUCUGUAAUUGUUCAGGAAAAUGUUUUCUGCAAGAGGGACAGAAAAACCUGCCGUUCGGAGGAGUGGCUGUUGUGUUCAGAUAUAUACCACUCGACUUUGUGACAUUUAUGAGAAGGUUUACUGCAACAACAAUCAAGGAGCAUUGUUAGCACCCCAUUAGCGCUGUUAAAGCACUUGGACCUGUUCUUUUUUGCUCCGUACUUCCAAAGGCAGAGUUUUCCUCCCCUUUCUUACAUGAAAAAAACUGUCAUUACCUGCCAGUGUGUAGGCGUAUUUUUUAUAUUCAUCUCUGCAAUGCCAGUUAAAUACUCAUGAAUUAAAAAAAACAAAACAAAACAAGUAAGAGCAUGUGUGUUUGAUACCAUGUGAAUAUUUUGAUGGAGUAAAUGUUUUUGUUACAAAGACUGCUCAUGUCCAAAGAUAGGAGGGCAGUCUGGUAAAAACAGCUUUUCCUCACGGAAAUGAAAACACAGGCGAGUAUUUAUGGGCCACGGUUGAAGAGCAAGAUCAGGGUUUCUGGCUUGAGUGGUGCACCCUGCCAGCGACCGCUCUCCCCAAGUCCACACUUCCACCUCACUGUAGACACAGGACACAGUCCACUUAUAUUAAAAACAAUGGCGGUGAUGAGUAGAGCGAAGAGAAUAGUGGUGAGAUCAGUGACUGUAAUAUAUACAGAAAGGUUGCCAGGAAUUGAUGUAAUACAGACUGCUUGUUUGAAGAUCGAACCUUAAUCUACAGAUCUGCAAUAAAUCUGCCUGAUGCCGGGUGAUAUUUCUUUGACACUAAAGCGCGGUGCUCGUCUUAAAAUAUAUUUUCUCGCGGUUUUGAAUGCAAAGUUCUUCUGUAUGUUUCUGGGAGUUCGUCCAAGUCCUGCUGAGAAACUGUACCACUGAAGCAGCAAUACAUUGAAGGUUGUACUUCACAAUCGAGGUCGCAGGGAUAUUUUAGCAGAUGCAUUUGUUCUCUUAAAACAGUAAAACACAAGAUUUAUCCUUGUUCCUGGACUCAGGCACUCAGUUAUUAUUAAAAAUGGGGAACUCCGUGCUCUAGUCCUUCAGAGACUUAGAGAAAAAGGAAAUUAUGAUGAAAGAAGGUCCAGGGCUGGCCGCAGUUGAACACUAUAUUAAAAGGACAAGUCCAGUGGAUGUCCCGUAAUGGAGCUCUGUGAGAGGGGGUAUUUCUUGCAGGCCUACAGACUGUUUGUAGUGAGUGAUGUGGACGGCUUCAGGGACCGUGACGGCUUCCCUUCACUGUCAUAUCUUAAGACCACUAAAGCCUGCACUUAUCUCGCUGUUUUCCAACCACUCAACAGGCUGGACUUUCUGCCAGCUUAAACCGCGCUAUACUUCAAUUUACAGCCCUCAUUAAGACACAGAGGCUUUACUCCCACAUUAAUAUUUCUAAAACCCCCUCUGGUGCUGCAGCUUUUCUUGUUUUCCCACUCAGCUCCCGCCAUAAAAGUGCAAUUACCUUUUUUCUAGUCAAUCAAAGUGUAGACCAUAUUUCGUCAUGAAUGAUUUAUGGUUCAGUCAAUAAAAGAGAAAACAACUCGUUCUGACCAAACAGUAGAGCCUUUAAGUCUUUUAUUUUCAUACAGCUACUUGUCCUGAAAAUCAAGAUACCCAAUUUUAGUCGUGUAGAAACGAGAAAUCACUUGAAUUUGAGAGUGUUGUAUUUCAUUAUUAUGUGCCUGAUAAUGUCAAAUUGAACUACAAUAUGAAAGCACUUACUGUAGUGUAAUAUAGUGUAAUUACAAUAAUGGAAAACUUCAAAAUAAAACAACCCUAUUAUUUAAAAUAAGGAAAAACAAACAAGGACUGAGCAGCACUUAACUUCAUAAACUUAACUGAGAACUCAAUGCUACCUCUAUGUGGAAUAUUGACAGUAUAUAAGAUUUUUUCUACAAAUCUAAAUUAACUUUUUAUAAUCAUCUGUGCACUGUGCGCUUGAUGAGUCCAUUCAGUUCCAUCAAUUCCAGUUUAUUGCAAGUACACUUAUCCUUACACAAUAAACUCCCCCUUUAACAGGAAAUACUCAAUACAGUUAAAUAAAAGUCUAUAAUACAUGUUACCUGUACUUUGGAGUCAUUUGCAACAUGUGUUUGUCAUGCUUUUAUUUUGAUGUCUUUUUUGUCUUUUGUUAAGGUUGCUUUAUUUCCCACAUGGUCAGACUGAGCUUUUAUUUUGAAGUAUGCUACUUCUGGAAGAUUUAAUUUACUGAACUGAAUGAAAACAGUUAAAAGAGCGGUUACAAAGUUUAAAUGCUUACCUUAUAAGUAUACUGGGGAAGCGUAUGCUCCAACUUUGCUUUUGGAUUCAUAAUUAAUCUUAGUUUUCAAAGUGCCUUUCUCUCAGUUGGCUGCCACAGCUAGUUCGCUAGCACUCUGUUACUUCUUCUUCUGUCCUCUGUUUGUCUUCUAUGAACUCAGGAUGUAACCAAAUCCUCUGCUUAUUUCAAGCACAAUCUCAAUAUUUUAUUUCUUAAAGAGAUGGUUAUUAUCAUGCUGGUAUAUUACAGCCAGCCAUAUGCUGUAAGUUAUCAUCUUCUUCUGAAGUGAUAAGAAAAGACAUCAGUGAUUAAUUUGGGCUCUGAGGCUUCUUUCCAAGCCGAGUUACUGCGUUCCUCUGUCUCAAAUUUACAGCGGAAUGAAGAGGCUUUAUCUCUGCUUUUGUUUGAGCCCAUUUGGCUUCACUAAAAGACCGUUGUGCUUUACAGAUGUUUCUCUGCAUUAGUGAACAUAUAAAAUAAAGUUAUGAGUGAUAUAGGGAUGAAGACAGAGUAGUCCUGCUGUGUUUAAGAGUGUGUUUGUGCUUUUGCAUGUACACACGUGGUUCGAUGGAUGUGAGUGUACGUGGAUGUAAGUGAAUAUGUGUUCAGCCUGUGCGAGGACAUGAUGGAUGACUCGUGUGCUGCAGUGAAAGUCUUUUAAAUCACAUCAAAAUCAAGAACGUAUGACUUCAUCAGACCUGCAAGGCUCAAUGUGAGCUUAAUGAAAUAUGGCAAACUCCUCUCACUGGCCUCAGAUCAUGCAUUUUAUCUCACAAUAAGGACUUUGCUGGACCGUGUCGGUGCUCUUAACUGCCAUUGUGGUGAGUGAGUGGACCCGGGAUGAGCCUCUCUAAGUGAACUCAUUGUGGUGCCAUUAAGAGAGUCUGGUCAUGCUUUAUCUGCAUGCAGAGCUCUGUAGAGAUCUCAGUGUAGUGUCAGAGCUGUCUGCACUGACAGAUGGCUCCUCACUAGGACUGUGAUGCAGAUGCAGUAAACAGGUUUUAUAAUAGUCUGGAUAUUAGGGUCUUGGAAACGCUGCAGUUUAGUAGUGAGAUUAUUUUCAAUAGGAGUUGAAGCUGUGGUUAAAUCUUUCUGGGUUAAGUCUUCUAGUUUUGCACUUUGAAGAAAACACCUGCUUGUUGUUCAGGGCUUUUAAGUUCAAAUUUUGUUUGUCCUGACUCAUGUUGAGUAGAAUUGAUUUCCUAAAGGAUCAUUUUGAUGAAUCAUUGAAACAUUUCCUCCAUGCACCUGUCAUUUACCCAGAAGGGCCAAUUUCUUUCCGAUUGAGCCGAAUUGGAUCAGAAUUUUCUGAUCAAUAUGUUUACAUGUUGCAUUUUUAUUCUGAUCGGGCAUUUAUUCAGAUUAUUUGUGCCCAUGUAAACGCAGCUACUCAUGGUGCUGUGGUGUGGAGCCCACAGACAGACCAAAGAGUGAGUGCUGAAAAUCUACGCUGAAGGAGGCUGCCUCUAGCUGAGCAGAAAGGGCUCAAAGGUGGUUGCGAUUACAGGAAUUUCAGGGAGAGAAGAGGACUUUUUUAUAACUGUGUGACCAAAAGUUGCAGCAGUAUGCUGUAAUAAUAUUUUUGCACAGCUCUGUAAUCAUAGCUAACCACUCUUCAUAAGAUUGCAUUAAGGGCUUUCUUGGCAGUCUGGAUCCUUUUUGUCUGUUGAUUUUGGAGUUGCUUAACUUAUUCUGAUUAAAUACUUUAGGUGAAUGACAUGUCAGGUUAUUGAUAAGAAUCUGUUCCAGUGUCUUAAUCCUUAUGUAGGACACUUUGUGUGUCAGCCUGUCCACUAAUGUGCUAAUUGUGUGCAUUCAUGUGCACUUAGCUCUGUUGGUAUGCAUGCGCAUGUGUGUCUGUAUGCUCUCUCAGGUGUCUUUUAAUGCGUUAAUGGUUCUUUUACCCCUAUCAGGGAGGGAGUGAUGAGCUCAAUCAGGUGUGCGUAACACCAUCCUCCCACCUGCUCUGAACCUGCUGGGACAGGGGCUGCUGGAACGCAGAGGAAGCCGGUGAAACCUUGAGGGUCCUCAUUGAAUAUUCAGGUCUGCUUGAACAGCCCGAGGUGAGCAGAGAGAACUGUUUGAUCCACAAAGCUGUCACUGCUGACCCGGAGUCAAACUGCUUUUGUAAGAGAAAGUAUAUAACUGUGCGAGAAUUGGGUGUCUCUCUCCCAGAGCAUGCAUUUUUAUUUCUGUCAGGUUUUCUAUCCUGCAGGUUAAAGCUCCUAUUAAGAGUUUUCGAGAUCUAUGAAACUGACUUAACUGACUACACCUUUUUAUGAUCGUCAAAAAGCAAACAAGACCAUGAGGGGCAAGAUUGUAAAUCUGUAAACCCUAAUUUUUAAGGCCUGAAAGUGGUGUGAGGGGAGGGAGGUGUCAGCCUUUGUUUUGUGUCCACAUAAAGGAUUAGCAACAAAUGAUACAUUAAGAUGUCAGAAUCUACUAGGAUGAGAUUUCAUUUUUAAAAGACACUUUUUAAACACGUAGAGGACAAGAGAAGCAAAGACUGCUUUGUCCAUAUGGGGCGCCAUAAUUAACACAAACCAGUAGUUCCUCAUAGGGGCUUAAAGUAUUAUUAUUAAUAAAGACAAUAAUGAUAAUAUUACCAAUUACCCUAUUUCUGUCACACCUAAAAAAAUGAGGAUUUUUUAAGUGUUUUGACAGUUUGCAUAAAUAAAAUCAAAGCAAAAAGGAAACAGACAGAAAAAAAAACCUCAGCACAAAAAGAAACCCAGAAUAAACCCAAACAAACAACUUUAGGACCUAGAAGACACAUUAAGAAACCAAGAGCAUUAAAUGAAGCUAAGAAAAACAUUAUAAAAACCUAGAAUUACCUUAAAUUAACCCAGACAACACAGGAACCCAACCACAGAAAUAGAGACCUUUUACGCAGCUUCGAUGGUACAGUGCUCGUAAAAUGUGUUUGACUUCACGAGCCAUUCUUUCCAAGAAAUGCACAUCAUUAUCACAUUUAGUUUUAUAUCUUUGAUUCUGUCCUUAAGUUUACAUUAACUUGAAUGCAUCAUGCAUGCUCAUAUAGCGGAAAGCUUAGAGAGGCCUUCAUGAUAUUCCUAGACAGACUCAGGAAAGACGUCUGAUGGCAGAAAUGUCUCACCUUGCUGUUGAAUGUUCAUAGAUGUAUCAUGCAUGUGUGUCUCUGAAUAGUCUCUGUGUAUUAGAAAGUGUGUGUGUGUGUGUGUGUGUGUGAGAGAGAGAGAGAGAGAGAGGAGAAGCUGAUGGAGAAUGGUCUGUAGAUAAUAAAUGGCAUCUGCUGUCUAAGGCCUCAUCACUCCUCUUAAAUCCAAGAGUUGUAGAUAAUACUUGAUGCAUGUGUUUUUGCAUAUCACUUUACGUCUGUGUAUGUGGGCUUAGGUGCUGCAGUACAGGGAUUUGUGUCUCCCCAGAGGUCUUUCAGGGACAUUGUUGGCUUAUUGAAAGAAAUCAAAAUGGAGAUCGAGUCAAAUCAAAGAGUUGGAAGAAAACAAGCUAAUAAAAGACAGCAAAGUCGAAUCACUGAGACAAAGUUACGCCCAGAGCCACAGACGGACUUUCUGUCACUGUCUCCAUCUUCGUUAAGAUGA